AUGACGCACAACAGCAAGACUUCGCUGCUCAACAACGCCGACUACGGCGGCGGCGGCUGCGGCGGCGGAGGUGGAACGACCGUCGCAUACGGCGCACCUCACGUCGCCCGACCUACCACAUGGAUCAGGUGAGUGUCCGUCCCGUUAUCAUUGUUUUUUAUUAUUAUUAUCAUCGUCGUCGUCGUUGUCAUAAUGUGUCGUUAUUGUUAUCGUACGUAGCGUGAAGACGUUUUUCGGUAUAGUUAUAGCGACAGACGCCACCCCCGGUUUUGUUUUUCCCGUCGCGGCGGCCGAAUUAAUAUCAUUGUUUUUUUAACCCAACCAGUGGCGUACCCACGGGAUUUUCCCGUAGAAGUGACAACAGUAAAUGACAAUUAUAUAACGGCAACAAAAUAUAUCCGAAUUUAUAUUUAAAAAAAAGUCGCCUUCUUCUCGAUGAUGCGAUUAUACGAUCGACAUAAUUUGUACAUCGUGUGUAGUGGAUAUUUUUGGUUUGAACUAAGUCGAGUUUGUAGACACUGCGAAAUUUUCGUUAUUUUAAAUAAGUUCACAAUUCCGAACAGUUUUCAUGAAUCGGUUGUAUUUUAACGUGGCUAACGGUUCGGGGGUUGGAGAAGCCGAGGCCUUCUUAGUCGCCCUCUAAAGGAUUCGCCGCUGGUAACGAUAAUCGUAACGCGUGGGAGGUUUGAUUUUAUGAUCAAGUGUAUUUUCGAAUAAGUACAUUCGCUAAUAAAUCGCCGGUUUGUCGAUUUAAAAAACUUAUUAAUAAAAAAAAAAAAAAAAAAAAAAAAAAAAAAAUGGAAUUACGUUAUAAACAUUACAAUAAUAUUAUUAUUAGGCUCCGCAUAAUAUAUAUAUAUAUAUAUUUUUUUAACGGCAGACUAAUUUUUAUAGAAUACAUUGCGAAUUUCACUUCAUAGUUUUUAUUUCAUAUCUAAAAAUACAACUGUUUUUUUUUUUUAUUCUUCGUACUUAAUUAUUUCACUACAGUAGAUAUGUUAUAAUAUUACUAUGUUUGUGUAAACGUUGCAAUUUUAGCGUUUCUACAAUUGCGCUCUGAAAUAUGAAUUAUCGCAUUGUAAAUUAUCUUUUUAACAGCACAUCUGUUCUAAAAACGAGACAAGGGAGUCUGAAAAAUUAUAAUUAAACCAAAUGAAUUACGCGACCGAAAAUUGUUUGAAUCGUCGUACUGCGCGUAAUAUCAUUAAUUCGCGAUAAAAAUAUAAAUACAACCGGACAGAUUAUAACUUUAAACGUUAAUGGGUUUAUAUACUUAUAAUACAACUAAUUAUUUGUAAUACUGCUUGUCUGUUUUUUUUUUCUUUACAUUGAUAAAAUAAACUCAAAUUUUGAAUUAAGGCGUGUUUACAGAGGUCCUAUUGGAUUAAAUUGUCAAGUUGUAAGAAAAAUCACUAGCGAGCAGCAGAACACUUUCACUAAAGUCGAAUUUUUUCCGACAUCUCGCCGCCGUUACAAUACUUCGUUUCAAUUAAUUGUUAUACUAAUGAUCUAAAUUAGUUAUGGUUUUUCGAGAUUUAUUACGUAUGGACCUGUAUGUAGUGUUAAAACACGAUAUUCCCUGAGAAAGCACGAAAUUUGAGCAUAGAUUCAGAGAGCAGUGAUUGGUUUUGCUAUAAGAUGUGUUUUUUUCGCAACACUUUUUUAAUAUCCGGAUUUUUCGACCUGUAAUAGUUUAUUUGUGGCACAUUACGAAAUUUUCAACAUUUCACUCUUCGGAUCUAUUUUAUAAGUUUUGUUUUUGUCCGAAUACAUUUUUUCGAUCAGUUAUAAUGCUCCAAAAUUUUACCAUCAAAGAUGUGUGUCGAUUUUUCUCUCAGAUCUUUUCAGGAGCUUUAUUUGAAUUUUGGAUUUUCAGCAGUUUUUCUAAAUAAUUUUUAAAAACUUACGACAAAUUAUUUAUCGGGUUUAUUUUUGUCGAUUUCUGCAGAUUCUGGUUACCUUAGCUAUACAAUGGGAAAAACCGCAUCUUCUACUCUAACCUUUUACGAUCAUGCGGCUUAUCGAGCUUCACCCAGAAUGGUUUUGUAUUAUAACUAAAUUACUGCCCUACAUUACAUGUUCAAUAUUCCAACUUAAAUUAGUAACCUAUCCGUGGUUAAAUAUUUAUUUUAUUUUUUUUUUAUUGAUUAAGUGGCCAACUUCGGGCGAUGACAGCAGCAAGUAAUAUAUAUCACAUACUGAAAUAAUUUUUGGAAAAUACCAAUAUAUUUUAUUUAGGUACACUACGCAUAUUUGUGCUGUGUACAAUUUGUUUUAAAUAAAAAAAAAAAAUAAUAAAAAAUAAAAUAUGAGUGACGAGUACUGCAGUAAUAUUAAUUAUCUCGCAAAGAUUAAUUCCUAUUCAUAGAAAAACGUUUUAAAUUAAUUGUUAUUUUUUGUUCCGAGUUUCGCGUGUGACAGCUACAUAUUACUAUUUAAACCCAUUUCCUUGUCGAGCAAAAUCCGAGUUGAAAUUUAAUGUAAUGAAGUGUAUAAUAUUAUGUCAUAAACAAAGUGUAGCACAGUGUUUCGAAAUUUGAUUUCAAAAGAAUAAAAAAAAAAAAGGUCUGAUUUUUAAAAUUGUUAUAAUGAAUUCUACAUUCAUUAUUCUUUAAAUCCGUGUCAUUUGUUGGGUUGUAAAAUUAGUCAUAUAAAGCGGAUAAAGCUACGGACUUGACUAAUUAGUUUUAUUCAACAUUUUUGGUGAUUUUAUAGUUUUUUUUUCAGUUUUCAGUAUUUGUGGAGACGCGAUUUUUGGAGUUGUUUUUCUUUUGAGAAAAUAUUUACACUACGUGAGAAAGUAUAUUUUCAGGGAAAUGUUUUUAUACUAGUAACUAUAGUAAACAGUGACAAUUAGUAGUUUUAAAAUAUAGUUUUUUCUUUUUAUUCAAAGUUUGAAAAAAAAUGUAUUCUACCAUCCUUGCUCCGCCGGUCUCUGGGCCGUAAUCAGUAUCAAAAUAUAGAUUAUAUUAGUUCUCAUAUAAAUAUUUGUUUGACUUCCAACUGCCACUAAUUGCAACUUUGCUAUUAAAACACGAUUUUAUAAAUUUAAAAAAAAACCGUUGAAAUCAUAAAUAAUUGAAUUUUUUAACACUGCAAUGUAUGUUUUUUUUUAAUUCCUUAUAUUAUUCCUUACACAAAGAAAAAUACUGAUAAGAAAAAAAAAUUUCUAAAUUUUGUUUAAUAUUGACAUCCAUAUGAAUGAUAAAAAAUGUUUAAUGUGGACUCAAACGUUAUUGCUCGUUAAGUUAAUUUAUUAAACAAUAAACAAAUAAAAAUGAAUUUACCAAUAUGCUUAUUUUACGUAUAGACUAUUAAUAAGACGUGGCGAAAUUUUUUAUUUGAAUAUUCACCAUUUUUAUUUGGAAAAGCAAAUCAUAAAAUAUGCUUUUGUUAUAGGGAUUGAAAACGUUAAACGUUCUUGUUUUUCGUACUGAUUUGUAAUUUUCAUUUUUGAUUACAAAUAUGACCAACUCGUCAGAUUUAUUUUUUUUAAAAACUGUGCGCAAUAUUGAUUUUAUUACAAUGUGUUCUCCUUUUGUGUGUCUUGAAACAAAUUGUGUACCGAAAAUCUCGCUCCAAUCAGAAACUUUAUAGAUAUUUUCAUGUAGAUUUUGUAUUGUAGUUGGUGGAAGUUAUUUUUUUAUUUCCCUUAUAGUUUUUUUAAUAAGUGAAAAAAACUUUUUUUGCAUAAUGUUUGUUGAUUUCUGAGUUACCUUGGCAACCUUGGACAAAAUGUGACUAUUAUAAUACUUGGUUCAGAAUAGUUUUUCGUUAAAAAUGGUUUAUCGUUGCGAUCAGAUAUGAAUUAGAUUAAUUAUUCUAUAUUUCUGUAUGUAUUAUAUAUUCUUUUCCAACUCUCCUUUUAUGAAAUAAUAGCACACCAGUCGGAAGCCUUUUUUUAUUAUAAAUAUUUCAAAAUAGUAGACAAAUAACAAUUGCUGGUCUUUUUUAUCUUAAUAUAAUAUCUUUAUUUUGUUGUAAAUUUAUCAAGUAAUACAACUCAACAGCGUUUAUCCUGGCAAUUGUAUUUACAAUAUUAUUAUAUUAGUUAAUAGUGUAAAAAACAUUAUUUAACUAUACAUUUUAGUUUUAUUAUUUUGUACGUGUAUGUGUAUUAUGGCUAAUUAUACAUAUUUAUUAGGAAGUCGAUCAUCAUAGAAAAAAUAUAUUCUUAGUAGAUCUCUAAAGAAAAAAUUUUGGCCACACCUGCAGUAGAGUGUCGGUGCUACCGCUAACCCUAAGUUAACCCACGGAAUUUUGUCGAUUUAAUCGGACGUUGUAAGAACGGGACUUAGACGCAUAUAAUAUUAUAAAUAAAGUUGAAAUAUAUUAGAUACUGUUUUCGCGUGAUUGAUAUUGUUAUAUUGCGACGAUUUUAUGCUUCUGAGAUAUGAUGAUUGUAACGAAAUUGUAUAAUGUUAAAAUUGCGUGAAUAUACUGCAAGAGUAAUUUCGAUGAUUCAUGCGUUUAUAUUAUUUUAUCGUCCGGGAUGAUCUUCAUUUUCGUAAAGUGAACACGAAAUAAUAAUUAUAUAUUAUAUACUUGAUAUAAAUAAUUGCACCAAACAACGAUAGCGAACAUUACGUAGGUAGUAAUAAUGUUAACCUAAAUAAUAUUGUAUUUUUCCGCAAUGAAUGAAUUCGUAAUCAGACGAUUUUCGUACUCAGAUAAGUAUUCGGUAUAAUAUGUAAUGAAGAAGAUUCAUUUACCACGAACAUAAAAAAAAAAAAAACUUAGAUAAUAUUAUAUUAUUAUGUAACUUUAAUAUCAAGUACAUCAAAAACACGAUUAUAAAUUUCGGUUAAUGAGCUUCUCGUCGUCAUAAUUAUUAUACGCCAAGCAUAAACGUACACAUAUAGUAGGGGAUUAUUAUAUUCUGUGGUAAUAUAGUAACGAUGUGUAGCUUUAACUUCUAUAAAUUAUUAUAAUAGAUCAUUCAACAGAAUAAUAAUAAUAAUAAUAAUAUCGAAUAUGUGGGUCACGUGAGCCCUGAUCAAAACGUUCUCAUCUAUCAUCAUAAUAUUAUCGUACACAAAUACCGGGCGGGAAUUUAAGAUGUCACAAAUUUAUUUAUUUACCGAUGACGAGGAUAUUAUAACAUUGUACAAUAUUAUUAAGUCAAGAUUAGACUCUUAACCUCAGUUUAAAAUUAAACCCAGGGUCAAAACCCCGAUUAUGUUAUUCUAUUUUAUCCCUAUAGUUUAACAUUGUAAUCCCUGUUUAAUUUGGAAAAUCACAAAGUAUUAACUAAACCCCCGAGAAUUUAUACCAUAAAUAGUUUUGACAGGUGUUUAAAAGCAAAAAAAAAAAAAAAAAAUCUACUUUUACCGGCACGAAUACGCUUUAAUUUGUUUUUCAGCAAGCCAUGUUAUUUACAUCCAAAAAUUCGUAAAUCAUAAUUAUUGUAAUAAGUAAUUAUAAUUCUGUUAGAGUAUGAAUAAUUUUACAAAUAUACAUUAUGAUAUUUUGUAUGGUAAUAAAUUGUAGACGACUAUUAAUUAAUGUUUAAUUAAUAAAUUAUUAACUAAAAUUCCGUAUUUUGAUCACAUUAAAUUUAAAAAAUAGUUUUUGUGUCAGCUAGGUAUUUUCCAAAUAUUUAAUUGUUUUUAUUUAACUUUUAUAAAUUUUUUUACUUUGGAUACUUAAGGGUUUUUUUUUUUUUAGGGCGUUUUAUUACAUAAGAUAAUUACAAAGUGGACUUUAUGCUGGUUUGAAUGUUAUUGACAGAAGUAUUCGGAAAUUCAUUAUUUUGUAUGGAAAUAAUUUGCCUAAAAAUUAUGAAAUUUAAUACCGCAAAUUAAACAACUGUUUUGUAUUUUAACACUUUAUAAAAAUAAUUUAAUAUUGACCGAAAGUAGUUUAGUCAUUAUAUUUUAUCAGUUUGCAAAUGAUAACUAAUAAAUAUUUAUGCCAUUUCGAUAUUUAAAUCAUAUAAAUUAAAAUACCUACUUUCUUUUACGGUGGAAAAAAUUGUGUUUUAAACUUUUACAUUUAAUACGAUUUUACGCUCUUUACGGUAUCUAAUUUUAUAAUUAAAAGUAAAAAAAAAAAAAAAUAAUGUUAUUUUAAGACAACAUUUUCUAUUGAUAUCGAGUUACACACUUAUAAUUGUAUAAUUAUGAAUGUUAUGAUAUUCAUGGUUUAACAAGUGUAUGAUAUUCUAAGAAUUUUGAUUUUGAAUCUUUUUUUUGUUUGUUUUAUAUACAAUUUUUAUAAAACUAAAUGCCAUUAGUUCUUGUCCGAAACUGUGGUGAUGACAAGGUUAAUAAUUUUGCUUGACAAUAUUCUAUACUAGAAUGAGAGCCCGUGUCACUAUUAAUUUCCAGAAUGUUUUGAAAGAAUCAUUCGACACAUACAUGUAAGACAUUUACAUUUUAUUUAAUCGGUCAGUCGAAUUUUAUCUCCAUUCGAUUCUGAGCGAGGCGAGUUUUUCUGUCUGUUAACACAUUUUCUAAGGAGGUUUUUUGAAUUUUUAUUUUUUCAUAGAUUAAAUAAUAAUAUAUUAACUUUGAGAAUAAAUUUGAAUUCGACCGUUGCUUUUGAAGUUGAAAAAAAAAUGGUUAUUUGUAUUUAUUGUAUUAUUUAUUACAUUUGUAUUUAAUAUUUGUAAUUUUUCACAGUACCAAUUUAUGACCGCAUCAAAUAUCUUUAUAUAUUCGUAAAUUAUUAUCUAGUUUAAUCUUGUUUUAAUGAUUGAACGACGAUACACUGAUAUAUAUAUCUGCUAUCUAUGUAAAAACGAAUGUAUAUAUGUUUGUCCUUUAUGCAUUACACACCAUUCAUCCGAUCGUUAUAAAACUUUAGGAAGUUUUUCCACGUUGUCCGGAAAAAGUUUUUAGCUAUUGAAGUCCAUCCCUUAUUGAAUACCCUUCCCCAAAAUUUCGGCUUUUAGGUAUUUUUAGUACAAAAAUCUAAUUAUUUUUAUUGAUUUGUGGGUCGAUUAGUAAUAUGGAAGAAAAAAAAACAUCGUAAUUAAUUUGUGUUGUGAAAUCUCUAUGUUGUGCGGAUGUCUAUAAUAAUGAUAAUUUAUCUAUCAGGUAACUUUAUUUAUUUUAUAUACUUUUUUUUUGCACUGGUUAAAGUCAGGUGGGACAACUCGUGUUUAUGAAUAAUUUCCUUUUUGAAUUUAUAAUAUUUCUGCGCAUUUACAUAUUUGAUUUUAUUAUUUGUAUAAGUAUAUAAAACAUUAAUUUGUUUAUCUACAUAUAGUUGUUAAUAACACUAUUUUGAAAUAUAUAAUUUAUUACCUAUUUUAUUCAAUAUCACAAUGAUUUAUGGAAAUUUGAAGUAUAUUUAAGUAGAUAUUCCCAAAUAAUUCUUAGCAGAAAUAUAAGUAAAAGUUGAUUAUUAUGAAAUUUGAUGAUAUAUAUAUAUAUAUAUAUAUAUAUAUACUUAUUAAACACAAAUCCAUAAGUUGAUAUGCUAACUUUGUUUAUUUUAUUAUGUUCGUCCUUGAUCUGUCCAUUUUAAUCGUUCAACACAUAUGUUAGUAAUCUAUUUUGUUUCUAAAUCGUGCGAUGGACGCUUUACGGACAUUUUACACGAUAAUAAAUUAAUGAACAUAAUACGAAAAGCUUAAAAAUAUUAUGCCGCAACAAAAAUGCGUAUAUAAAUUACUAGCACGGUUAAUGGAUUUUAUUUAAAGAGCAAAAUUGUUCCCAGUUAAUCUAACCGACACAAAAAAAAAAAGAAAGAAAAAAUAACCAAUAUUUAUUAUUAGUAUUAACCUAUAACCGUCAUGGCUAUAAAAUUUGAUUAUGCGCGUGUUUGUUUUAUACCUCACAAAUUAUCUUUUAUAAUGUAGAUAUUUUCUAAUUAUACCGUUUAUGUAGGAUAGAAAUUGAAUUGAAGUAUUUUUCAUUAGGUGAUAUAAAUUAAUCCAUUUCAAUACCUAUUUGAUAUAAUUACGAUGUAAAUUAAUUAUAAAUUCAUUUUUAGUACUAAUUAAAAUAAAUUACAAUAAAUAUUAUACAUUAGUAUUUAUUCAAUAUAAAGUGCUAUUUCAAUUCAAUAUAUUAUUUAUUAUACUAUUUGUACAAAUAUGAGUAAUACCUACACAUAUUAAAAAAGGUGUAAUAAAUGUGUAUUAACAAAAAUUAGUAAUUAAAUAAUUUUAAUGAAUAAAACAUUAUGGUACAGUUAUUAAUUAUUAAUAAAUAAAAUAAUUUUGAUUUUAUCGUAUAUACAUUUAUAAUAUAUUAUUUAUUUAUGUAUUUUACUGAAAUUAUAUUAAUAUUGUUGGAAUGUUUUUCAGGCAACCUCAAUAUUUUAGUAUUGGUUCAGUCAGGGUUCGAUUUGGUCCGAUUUCGGCUAAAAACGAUGUUUCCGUGGCUCCAUCUAAUGGUGACUUACAACUAGACGCUGACGCUAAAGAAUCGUCAUGUUGCUGCGGAGUAACAUCUCGAAUCCCUCUUCCGACCGGCUCUAAUAAUAGACACACUACUGGCGCUACUUGUCUGCCCCGAAUACAGGCGCCAGUAUACCGUAGCUCAUUGGAUUGGUCUAACCGCGUUCAAAAACCGUCGUCCGGUUGUUUCGGGAAAUUAUCUGUCGAUCGCGUUCCGUUAGUUUCUAAAAUCUGCGAAGAUUCGAAAAGUCUUCCUUUACAAGAACAAGAAACCACUACUCUGGACCGAUUCCAAAAGUUUCGUUUCGGCGGUCGCAACAGUCGAGGUGGGACCCAAAAUAAAAAAAAUAAACAAAACGUAGCACCGAGAACCACCGAUAAAUCCGAUAGACUAAGGAAGUUGACGGACAAAUUGAAGCAACCGCCGGCCGGUGAGGUACAAACGUCAGAACCCAAGGAUGAAAAUCUGAUGGGUAGUAAAGCUACAUCGACAGCAAAUCUAAGUGGUGAGGAAUCGUCAGACAAGUUUGAUGACGGUAUAAGAAAGCCUGAAGCUAGAACUAUAGUCGGAUCUUAUUACCAGCGGUCCAUACCGUUCAGAAGUGCAUCGUUUUCACAGGUAUAUUAUUCGCCAUCUGAUGGUAAAUAUAUUAGGUCUGAUGGGCGAAAAAGGAGUACGCCAAAUCCUGUUUCUCUUUCUCGAAAAGCUCAUUCUUCCGAACCAGUAAGAGCAUAUUCUGAAGACCAUGAUGGUAUAGAAGUGCCUACACCUCCCAGACGAAAAAAUAAAUCCAAGUCAGAUCCAACAAAUCAUUCGGACGUAGCGAUAAUUGAAGAGGCUUUAGAAAUAUCCGUCCAAGAGCCGCCCGAAGAAGUAGUUGAAAAGACAUUUUUAUCCGAGUGGAAAUCUGAGACUGACAGUGGAAUAGUUCAAAACACAGAAGUGAGUACCACUACAACACCUGCCGAGUCUCCUAAAGAAGAACCACAAAGUCCAGAAUUUCCACAAAUGCCUCAAUGGUCGUCUCUCACGGAACUGCCCCUUAUACGACCAAAGUUAUCAGCACAAAGUUCUGAAGAAAAAGACGAAGAAAAAAUAUGUUCCUCGCCAAAGGUGAAUUACCGUCAAUAUUUACUAUCGAAAGGAGACUCUUUUUCUGAAGGUGAUAGCGAUCAAGGUAAUCACAGUCAAACAUUAUCGCCAACGAGAGAGUGUACUUCAUCUCCGUGCAAUGAUAACUCUGAUUCCGAAAAGAAUUCUGGGCCACCCGUGCCUUACUCAAAAAGACCACUGCGUGGUCCUUAUUUGGAGAUGAUUGUAAAUGAAAAGAAAAAACCGGAAGUGAAUGGUAAAAAACAAGAUGACUUGAAGUUCCUAGACGAAUAUCCUAAGCAAAUAAUUAGAUCGGCCGACGAUUGUCAAUUGAAAAGAAGUUAUACUUCACCCGAUCAGCCGUCGGAUAGAUUAAGACUUAGAACGUCACCUAAACGAAAAACCAGUGCGAAUAUUCCGUUGUCGGUGACGGCUGGCAAAAAACAUGGGGUAAAUGAAACAAUGGUAUAUCAUCAAAGAACAACGUCCAGUCCCAGUCAAUUGGAAGGCUGCGCGAGGGUGAAAAAGACACCCGAACCCAGCCCGCAACUUCUGGCGCAAUUAUUGAAAGGAAGUUCGGAACAAGUGUACGGAGGACCUCUGACAAACCCGUUAAAGGUAAAUUUUAUUACACAAUGCAUAUAAUUAUAGUUAGAUUUGCUUAUACUGGUUGAUAAUAAAUUAAGAUACAUUAGGUUAGAAUCUAACAUACACGGUAUUAAGAUACUAAUGCACUACCUACACAAAAAUAUUUGUAUUACAACAACAGCGUUAACAUAAUAAUAUAAUAUACAAAUAUAGAUAGGUACUUGUAUGCAUAAAUAUAUAAUAUUCAUAAAUUAUAACUAUUGAUUUAUAACUUUAUAAGUGUUUGUUAGUUCAUUAUACGCCCAUUUAAAUCAAUUAUAAUUGUGUAAAAUAAAGAACGAAAAUAUAAAUAUAAAUAAUUAUAAAUAAUAAAAAAAAGAAACAAUUCUAUUUAUCAUUAUUGAUAUCCGUAUAGAAACUCGCCUUUUUACUAUAAAUAUAUAAUUUUUAUUUUAUUUUGAGGUUCAUACAAUAACAUUAUUGUUCUCUGUGAUAGUAUAGUUUUGAAAAAUAUUUACGCGAACAGUUUUUUUUUUUUUUUUUACGAGGGAAAUUGUUUAAUAUCCAUUGCAGAACACAUUGAAUUUCCCUUGAGUAUUAUAAUACUAUAUUAUAUCAUAUAUUUUUUAUUAUUUUAAAAAUAAAAACGUGAUUUGUCUAAAGUUGAUGAAUAAUUUUUUAUUCCUCUUUUUUAAUAUAAAUAAAUUGACCAUGAAAAGUAUAUUUAGUUUUCUCGUGUGAUAAAUUUAAACGAAAUUCUCAAAUAUUUGUAUUAAAAUUUUAGAAACGUGAAAAUUAAUUUUAUAAAUAAACAGUAAAAUAUAAUAUUAAUUGGUUCAAUUUUUUUUUUUUUUUAAAUCUGUAACAUAAACUCAUUUUGUAAAUUUAACUUCACUGUUAUCAAUUAUUUUUUAUGACAACAAUCUCAAACUAUUCGAUAAUAUAACAUUAAACUUUAACUAAUUAUUUUUCCUGACGAUUAAUUGUUACGUGUCAUAAACUUAAUUUCCAAAGCGCUGUAAGCAAAUUCCUUGUAAGUUCACUUUCAGUGACUAAAAAAUAAUUCUCUCCUCCCUCUAAAACCAAAAAAUCAUUACUUUGAGAGGGGUUUUUAAUAAUUUUGUGUUUUCGUGUCUCUCUAAAAUUUAAUUUUUAAAUAUUCCGGAAGGCUUAUGCCUCUUUAGUCCGCUGCUCUGUUGCUGUAUUACCGGUUUAAAAGGUAUUUUGGUUUAUUAUUAUUAUUAAACUUUCAAGUAAUAUUUACAUAUAUUAUAGUAUGCAAUUCGACGUUUAACAGUUGGUUGAUUCAAAUUAAUUUUCGAUUUAGUAUUUUUUUUUUUUUGUAUUCUUUGCUGGUUUAAAUAAAAAAGUUCAAGAAUUUAAACAGUAAAGAAAUGUAAAAAUUGACAACGAUAUUAAUUUUAUUGUAUUAUUCGUUUUCGUGUAAAUGUCAUUUUACCGAAACCAUGUCCAACAUAUAAUGCGACUGACGUUAUUAAAUUUUAGUUUUAUAUUAAUAUUUACCACGCAAGAACACUGCAGUUUACAAGAUAUAGAAUCGCAAGAAUUUAUACAUUAUGUAUGUUAUACAAAAUUAACUACAUAUAGACGGAUAUAAUAUUAUAAUCAAAUGAACAAGGUUAUAAUAUAGCCAUAUACAAAAAAAAAUGAAAACAAAAAAAAUGUUUUGUUUUUUUUAUUUUUUCCGUACAGUUGUUGAAAUGUCAUCAUUGUUUUAUUGUGAUAUAGUUACCAUAUAACACUGUUCCUUAAAAUAUAAAUAUAUUUGUUUUUUGUCUAUAAUUGAUUCGUUUAACUUUAAAAAUAACUUCUCACUAUACUAUUCAUCAUUAUAAUAACCUAGGUAUUAACUCAUAACUGUAAGUUAAAAUUCAAUACAAUAUAUCGAAUGAACAAAUUAUCGAGCUAAAUUAUAAAAGAGACAGCCUUAAAUAAUAAUAAAGUAAAACAUAAGUUAAAAAGUCAAGUAAUUUCAACGUAAUAUGGUCUGCGCGUUGGCUUUUUCAAAUAAUUUAACUGUCCGAGAUGAGUUUUAUCAUCGAAAAUCAAAGCUAUGGAUAUUUAACAUUUCUUACAAGUCAGCAGAAGAAAAUAAAAAAAAAUUUCAAAAAUUAUAUUUAAACAUAUUAUACAACACAGUUUUGUUAUAUUAAAAUGUUAACAUUUCAACAUAAUGUUCCGGUAUCAACUAUUUUUAAAAAUGGGACAGUUAAAAAAAAUGGUUUACAAUAUAUAUAUAUAUAUUUUUUUAUAAUGGACCUUAAUACAAUUACUAUUUCGGCCAUCAGCUUUUAACGUAACGCGAUCGCCUAGUGAUUUUCAAAGAUAAAUAUAUUCUGGUAUAUUUAAAAGAAGUAGAACAAUAUCCUUAAUUUUUUUUUUCUUUAACUUCAAAGUCCAUUUAGGCUCAAUACUAUAUCACACACUUCCCUCCACCCAACGAAAGCUCCUUGUAACUUUAGUAUUUUUAGAUCCUUUGUGAAUUUACUAGAUCAUCGUUGUUUGGGUCUACCUAUAACGUUCUCUUUCUUUGUGCUUUCCAAUAUUAGGGAUUAGUUUUUCUUUUUUAUACACAUGUUAGACGUGGCCUAGUCCAGCUUAAUUCUCAGUUGUGUUGUUUGGUAUGUUUGUUAAUGGAGGAAUAAUAAAAAUAAAAGUACAUUUCAAUUUUAGUAAUUGUUAUUUAUGUAGGCACAUUUUAAUCAUUUUUUUUUUUAUUAAGUUUUGCUUUAUAAAUUGUACGUAAUCUAUAGAAUAUCACAUGUAACAGUUGGGUUCGCUUCUGUGUAUCUAUGUCUCGGACAAAGAAACAUUUUAUGCAUAUUUAUAAAAGGUCUCGGGUGUCAUAAUUUACUAAGAUUUAUGAAAUGUAAAAUAUACAUCGAACAAUACUGUCCAACGUUAUUCGGAAUGUAAGUAUAGUUAUUCAGUGUAAAGGCAGUAUAUUUAGAAUAUUUAAAGUAAUAAUUUUUUUCUGGCAUUUUAAGUUUUAUAGUUGAACACUCACGUCUUUUUAAAACUAUGUGGUUUUCUGUUUUAAUACAAUUUUUACAUUUUAAAAAAACAUCAGUCACAGAGUAGUCGAGGAAUUUAAAACAUUUUUCGAAAUAACACUUACACAUUUUUACAAAACACCAGCUAUUUGAUGUGGUUUUGUUAAUAAUUUUAUUUGCUGAAGAGUAUUUUUUUCUAAAACAAAUUCAAAACUACAUUCGUGUAUACAACAAAAGUGUAUAAAUAAAUAUUUCUAGGAAUACUGCUUCACUAGUCUAGACACAAUAUGUUCUAUAAACGUAGAUUUGUUAUUUUUCGUACCUAUUAUAGUAUAAAAUAAAUAUGUUACACUUAUUUUUUAAUUAACACAAAUAAUUUAGUAUGUUUAGUUUUUACAUAGUAUAUUGUUUAUUUUUGUUUAAAUAUUGUGAUUACGUACCGUGUUUAUAUUAUUCACUUAAAAUCCAUAAAAAAAGUGCUUAAAAACGCCAAAAAAGCCCUGAAAAAAAAACACUUAAACAUAUUUAAAAUAUACAAGUCUUCUUAUAUUUUAUUUGAAACACAAUAUUCAUAUUUAUUUAAUAAUAUAUUUAGUUGAUGUUAUAUAAAUUCAAUUUGGCCGGCAUUUUGGGUGUAUCUUCGUUUUUUUUUACUUGUUUUAAAUUUUUUCCGAACGAAGUAAACAAAAAUUGACUACAGCAUUUCCUACCACUAUAAUAAUUAUUGAACCGUGAUUGACUUAAUAAUAUUUUAUUUCCUUAACCUCAUUUACCAAAAUAUCCAAAAAUCAAAAAAAAAUUAUUAAAUAUCCGAAAUAUCGAAAUAAUAUUCCAUUUACAAUGAUUUAAAAUAUAAAUUAUAUUCCUUAACCUUGACUUUUAUUAUUUUGUAUCACUGUGUCAAUUUUAUUUUAUUUUUAUUAUGAAACACUUUAAUGCGAAUAUUAUAAGAUAUACUCGAAACUUUGUAAAACAACUGAAAUCAAACCAAUGUAAACUUUCGCUUUUAAUGUUCGACACGUGCAUUUAAUUGGUCACCAGUAACCUACUUAGAUAAGUUAUCUAGAUUAAUGUUACCGUAUAGUAGCUCCUAGGACGGUCCACUUCAGUUUUCUAUUAUUGCUGCCAAAUUUGUAUAUAGAAAAGCAAAUUCUUUUCAUUAUACUAGGCCAAAGUUAUAUGCAUUAGAAGUAAUCGAGUGUUUUUAAAAACAAAAUAUUGUUUAAUUAAAUGAUUUUGAUUGUACAUAUUAAAACGUACAACAAAAAGCGGAAGUACGUCUUAUAUUGCACCUUAGAAAGGUCAUUAUUUUGGAUAGUGUACAAUAGGAAAAAAGCCAAUGUGUAAGUACAAUUUUUGAUUUAUUAUCAACAUUAAAUUGAAUCAAGCUCAAUCAAUCAAUCAAUUGGUCUUGAAUCAAGCUCCAAAUUAAAACUUGAAUUUUUGAAAUUUUUAGCGGUGUUUAUUUAAACAUUGUUGGUGUUUAAUUACCCAGAUGACAAGUUUUCUACAUUUUAUCUAUAAAAGAAAACAUUGUAAAACUGUAAUGAUUUCCUAUCAUUCAUCAGUGUAACUCGGAGGAAUUGCUAAUGCAAAAAUUCAAAUUCAAAUGCCAAUAAACCUUAUUUACGUAACCGAAAAAUUCGUUUAAUAUUUACAUUUUAAACAUAUAAAAAACCACCUUAUAAUUAUAUACACUCCCUUUGAACGAUUGAUCUCACUAUGUUUUAAAUUUAAAAAUAUGGAGCGCUUUGUAUAUUGAGUUUUAUUUUUUUUUCGUGCAUACUUUCAACUUCUAUAAAAUCGUUUUAUAAUUUUAAUCAACUCUCGUUAUUAUUUUAUCCAUAUAAAAUAAUUGUUGUAAUCUAAAGGGGUUUUUUUAAUAAACGUUCGUCAAAAUCACUCAUGUUUUUUUUUUACAUUUCAACGAACAUAAAAUAUUCACGUGUAGGCUGUUAUUAUAACUCCUAUAGUAUUUGCAACGUUUUAAAUUUUCGAGACCAAGUAGUAUUGUAAUGAAGUAGGUACUUUAUAGAAAAUAAGUGCUGAGUAAGUUUUUUGAUAUUGAGACAUUCGACCUCAGACAAGAAUAAGGUAUACGACAUAAUAAUAAUAAGAUAUAAAAUUCAAAAGGCUAUUCAUCAAUAUAUUAUUAUAAUAUUACAAUUAUUAGUGUUUUAUGAUCUAUAGAAAUUGUACAGUGUAACGAUUUACAAUAAACUAAUAAAAAAAUUCGAAAUAAAUACGAUAAGAUCGAAUAUAUUAUAUAGUCAAAUUAUUUCGCAAAAAUAAUUUUCAAUAAUUACAAUCUAAUUAUUAUAUAGUAAUUUUAAAUCUUAGCAUAAUUUAUUAAUUAAACAUUUUCACGAACAACUAUUAUUUUUAUAACAGAGCUUGACUGGGGUCACCGAGUCCCAGGGAAGUUUUCGUGUGUCUACUUCUCUUUCUCUUAAAAAGCUUUACGAUCAGGUAGACAAACCUUUCCCCUUAACUUUUACUAUAUAAUUUAUUUAGUUGUCAUUAUUACAGUGGUGUAUUUAAGGGAUGGAUUCAAGGGGUGGAUCACCUCUUCCUUGGGCGAUAUUAAUGUGGAUGUCCAAGCAAUAAUCUUAGAUCGGUUUGCAGAGAAAAAAAGAUUAUACUGCUUUAAAAUUGUUGUAAAUAUUUUUUAUACAUUUUGUAUACAAUUGUUUGAUAUAUAUAUUUAUGUUUAUACAAGAUGUAAUACGAAGAUAUACUCAUUAUAAUAUUUUACAAUAUUUUGUGAUGUAUUAUCAUUUUUGAACACCCCCCCCCCUCCUUGAUUAAUCUCCAAAUAUGCCACAGCAUUAUUAAUAUAAUCUUUAAUAGGUAUUGAAUGUUUUCGUAUUGAAUUUUAUUCCUUUCGUCAAAUCUGGCAGAUAAUUAAUUAUUAAGUAGAUGUCUACUUACACAAUACAUAUUGUGACGUAGUUUGUAUCGAUUAAAUCAUAAUAAAUAUUAUAGCGAUAUUCCGGUUUAGAAUUACUCUUGUCUUUCCCCCGCCAAUCAUUAUUCACAUAGGUGCAAAUGGUCUAAAUAUUUUGUAGGAGCUUAGGCACCACAAUAUUGAUCAUGUACUGACUAGUAUUAUAAGUACCUAAUUUUGAACAGGGAUAACUUGGCAGAAGUUUGAACUAGCGAGCAACUAAUUCUCUUCAAGCCACCUUAUUUGUGGCAAUGGUUAUACACAUUAUAAUGUAUAAUGAUAAAAUAUUAUGAUUAGAUAAAUGCAAUAUAUUUGUUCAAUAUUGAAUAUUUAUAAUUUUUUUUUAGAGUUAAUAAGUUUUUGUCGUCUGAGACUGGACAAACAAAUAAAAAUUACUUUAAUUAAAAAAAAAAAAAAAAGGAAUUCGAAAUAGACAAAGGCAUAUAUGUUAAUUUAUUUCACAUGUUUAUCUCCAGUAAUGGCUAAUAUUAAUUUAUUUUAUUUUAAGAUAAAACUUGCAAUGUACUGUAAUUAGUGUAAUAUUGUGAUUAAUAUUGUUUUUACUAAUCACUAUAUAAUACCUAAAAAUGGUUAUCAUAAUAAUAAUUGUUUGGAACUAUGAAAUAUUUAUUUUUAUUUUGAGUCCCUCUGGUCCCUCUCAACACCAAACAAAUUUAAUAAUAUUUCAAUCUUCGUAGCUUUAGAUCAUAAUACAAAUUAUUUGAAAAGAAAACCAACUAGAAAUAUAAUUAAAUAGAUAGACUAAACGUUUUAUUUAUUAAUCAAAUCAUAUUAUACUAAAACAUCCGCAUAUAUAUACUAAGUCUCUGUAACAUAGGUAUCUGCAGGUACAUACUUUUUUUUAAUAAUAUAAUAUAGGUACUGGCUUAUAUAUAAGUUAGGUUUACCUAGGUAUACGAGAUUUGAUUAAAUUCAGCUCCGUAAGCAUGUUUUUAACAAUGUCAAAUAAUAUUUUUGACAAGUAUAGUAUAAAAUCUUUUCCGCUGUAUAUUACAUAGAAGUGAAGUAAACUUGCUAUUUAUAACGUCGUAAGUUACCAUUCACAAUGACCAAGUCACAAGUUAAUAAAGUUUCUUAAAUGUUUUUUUUUUUUUAAAGUAAGUAUUAUAAUAUGUACCGCAUGGAACAUUGUUUAUAUUAUAUCUACUUGAAAUAAUAAUUUGAAAAAAUAUAAUUUUAUUAAAUAUUAGUCAUACUUUUUUAAAAUAACCGGAGACAAUGUCGCGCGUACAAAUGCGUCUAUUAAAUUUUGCAUUGAAAUCGUAUAAUUUCACAAUAAGAUUCGUAAAUGUUUAAAUAUACAUUGAGAUAUUAUGCCUUAAACACGUGGCAUUUUUAAUAUAAACUGUACAUUAAUUUUAUUUACCGCAUAUAAUAAAACACUAUAAACAUUAUUAAACUAUUUUGUUCAUCGCUGUACUUAUAAUAAAAAUGUAGGUCGGACAUUUUUAAUUUUUACCGUAGACCUGUAUAAAACAAAUAUGGACAAGGGUACCAAUACAAGAUACUUUGUAGUGUACAGUUUAGGUCUUAUGGGGGACUUGCAGUUUAUACAGAAUAUGUCAAUAACUUUCGAAUACUAUUGACUGGUGAGAGAAAUGUACACAUCACGACUUCAUUUUACAUAAAGAUAAUAAUUUCCAAAAACUGUGAUUCAGUAUCGUUCCAACGUUAUCGAAAAUAUACAUAUCCAUAGUAGAUAUAAUGUAAUAUGUAUACAUUUAUAGGUACAUCGUGUUUAUGUGCUGCUGUUAAUGCGACUUAGCUCAUUGCGCUUUAAGUUAAUCUACGCGUAGAUAUCAUAUUAUAAUAUGUAGGUUAGAUUAGGUCGAUUUAAUUCGGAGAUUAAAAAAUACGCGUAAACGAUUUAAUAAAAAUAUAAUUUUUAACGAGAUUCCCCAGAGAACUUUUCCUGACAAUAGUAAACAUUGACAUUAUUAAUAAUGUGGCGUUACAACAGGCAUUAAUAUAGUUAAUACCUGCGUAUAAUGUAUAGAGCUGCUGUUGGUCUUGAGCGCAUCAACGCGAUAAAGUCAAACGGCAUCGUAUUAAUUAAUGACUGUAUACUCAGCGUAUAGGCUACAUUAUAAUGAACGUGAUGGCGGAGUUCACGGCGGACAAGUCGGACGAGUCGUCCGAUUUUUGAAUUUCCGCGCAAAAAUCGUACUAAAAUACCGCGACAGUAGUAGUAAGUAAUUCGGUGAUUUAUUAUAUUUGCGUCCCCGUUUCCGCAGCAUCGCGCAUAAUCGGGAAACAUAAUAAUAGUAUGCACGAUAGAGGUACCCACGGGACACGAGAAAACGGUAAAACGAUACAAUAAGGAAAAGCCGCGGUCGAUGACGCGUUUCGUGUUGUUUACAACGGUCCGAACAAAUUACGAUACGGCGGCGCGGCGUCGGCGCCCUUGAAAACGAAAAUUCGAAGCGCAGUAUACGGUGUUAUUAUUAUUAUUAUUAUUAUAUCGCGUACCGGAGCGUAUUACGCAGACGUCGUACACCGAUACACGCCGUACCGUAUAAUAUUUACAGGGUGAUAUAUUAUUUAUCUUUCCAUCAUGGUCCAGCGAUUAUCUAUUCGAAGAUCUGUUUGUAAAAUUGUUUCUGUUUUUUUUUUUUCAGUCAUUGUAGAACUGUUUACAUCAAUGAUCGUAUUUACGAUAUUUUCAAAAUGUUACCGUUAUCCCGUACACCUUGUAUACUAUAAACACAUUGUAUUUUUGAUUUUCUAAUGACAAUAAUCUCCGUUUUCAACACAGAUUCGAAAACAAGGUGUUGUUCAUGAGUCAUAUAACUAUAGUUUAAAAUUUAGUUCGAAGGAGUAUGAAAGAAUUAUGGUCCUCUUAAAAUGAACACGAAACUUAUUACACGCUUUCGGAUUAAAUUUUAAACUGUUAGCGUUUUAUAUGUUUUGAGGUAUUUUGAAACUUUUUCUUUUUUCUCAUCUGUGCGCUUUAAAAGUAGUGGGAAAAGGUCGAAGUUUGAAAAUCAAAAGUCAAUACUCAUUUUUUAAAUAUUACAUAAAACAAAUACCGAAAAAAAUUAAUACUUUCCGAGAUAAUGAGUGUACCCACUUAAAUGAAACACUAUAUAAUUAUUAUAUAAAAAAAAAAACAAUAUCAGAAAUCAAAUUUAUACUUAUAAUCCUCAAACGAAAUCGUUGGUUCAUGAUAAAAAAAAAUCACCCUGUAUAUAUUAUUAUAUAAUAUUCGAUGUUAAACCGUCCACGUAGAACUAUGAAUUUCAUAAUGUCUUCUCCACGGGAUAUAUAAAUGGUGAAUAGAUUGUGUCGAUGUAAUAGACAAAUCGUGAGUACUCUGCAAACAGCUAGAAAUAGUAAAUAUUUAAAAUUAUUCUUUUUCACAAAUUUAAAAAUACGGUACGAUUUUCCCUCAAAAAUACACUUCUACGCUCUUCUAUAAAGUUAUUUAUUUACACGGCAUUCAGUUUUACAUCCGUCAUAAUAUACACAAAUCAAAAUCAUCUAAUGUUUACUUACCGUAACUCUGUCGUUCCGAUUAGUUAUAUAUAAUUAGGAAUUAUUUUUCUACGCUAACUUUGACGCACCUUCUCAACCCCUCAGGAGUUGAAUUUUCCUAAUCGGUCAAAAAUAUGUUUAAUUAUGUAUUUAUUUGAUUGAUUGUUCAUACAAAGUUUCGGGUUGAUAAACGCGCUUUUAAUUUGUCUUCAUAAUACAAACUUUAACAUCCCCCUUUAAUUACAUCGGGUUUGAAUUUUGAAAACUCUCAAUUUCUUCGACUAAAUUAUUUAUAUAAUAUUAUAAGGAUGCUCUUCGGGAAAUUUCAAGUUUCUGCACCCAGAUGUUUGGUCUAUAUGAUGUAUUGAUGAUUAUACAGAUACGUAUGCCAGUAUAUAGUACUGUUAUAAUAAUCUCCGUGGCUUAUCGUGUAUACGAUGGGUAAAACUUAUUAAUAAUAUACAAGGUGAUUAACACGAGUGAGACAAUUCAAUAACUCGGAAAGUGUUAAUUCCCAUUCAAAAUGGCCGCGUCCAUGUCGCACAAAUAAUGUUUCACGUUACUCUACAUCUACCAACUAAACGAUAGACUUAAAAGUAGAACAAACUCGUCAAACGGAUACCAGCUGAUAUUAAACAUUUUAACAUUGAAAUUUAUUUACACGAUAAAACUAAAUUUAUUUAUAGAAUUUCCGUUGUAGGUUGUUAUUCGAAAAUCAAAAUAUAGUAUUGGUACCUAGUGGUUUCACCGCGUAAAUAAGGGCGGCGAAAAAUUAAUAGCUGGUUGUUUUUUUACAAUUGAAAAAAAAAACGAAGCAAAUCCCAAAAAAGUCAAUAUUGUCCGAACUAAUGAGUGUCUUACGUUAUGUUGAUAACCAAUGGCCGAUAUUCAAUAUUAAAAUAAUUACUAACGUUGAAUCCACGCGCGUGUUGCGCGUCGAUCGAAUUCCUCCGGCGUAAUACAGAUUUCCGUGCACUUAGAUGUUACUCAUUAUUAUUAUACUAAUAAUACGGUCCUAACGAGAUAUAGCAGACCCCGUUUAUCGGCAGUCGCGCCGGCGACAUCAAAAAUAGAAAGCUCGUCGUGGGGUCUCCGUUGGAUGAUUUCGCCGCCACCGUGUUACGUCGAAUAUGUAAUAAUAUAAUAAUAAUUAUACUCGGUAAGUUAUACUAGGCUAUCAACCUAACCUCAUCCAACCUAGGACGGACGAGUAGCCAGGCAUUUUUUCAUGAGCAGGAGGCAGGUGUGGGGGGGGAGGUAAAUGUCGUUAAUUUUUAAACGUGUCUUUAGCGUAUUUCUCCGACAAAAAUAUCGUCGAAACUCGCGUUCCGAAAAUUCAUUCAAAGAGUGUUAUUGGUCAACUCAUCGGGAGGCAUUUGUGACCUAUAUCCCCUUGGUUACGCGGUAAACCGCUACUUAAUCACAUUUACAAUCUUAUUUCGGAUCUUAUUAUAAUAAUAAUAAUCGAACAAUAAUAGGAUAUUUAAUAUCCGGGAAAAACCGUGUUACGUCGUGUUUAUUGAAAAUGCCUUUUGAUUUAUUUUAAUGAAAAACCAUGUUUCGCGUUAGGACACAGGAAAUUCGUCAGAGGAACGGUACAUACGACUUCGAUUUUCACGAGUAGUAAGCUUUCUCGGUUUAUUAUUAUUAUUAUUUUUUUUUUUAACUUUAAAAUUCAAUUUAUCGCGUAAAUCACCAGGUGGCUUUUUGUAUACGUGUGACGAAGUUAUUAUAAAAAUAAAAAUACACGUGUUUAACACCCCUCCCUCCUUUCCGCCCGCCAAAUAUUUUUCAGCCGCGCUCUCUCUCUCUCUCUCUCUCUACGAUAUUGUAACAACAAUAUUAUUAUAAUAUAUAUAGAAACUUAUCUGGCCUUGACGAUAUUUUACUUAGACUAUACGGUGUAUUUAUUUUUUUUUCGGUGGCGCGUUUACCGCGACAGAUGACGCACUUAGAUCUGCCCCUGUAGAUAUUAUUUUUACACGCGCACGCGUAGAUACUAAAUUUACAAUAUAAUUAUUAUCUUCAGACCGAACGUAUAUAACCUGCAGACUCCUGAACAUAACAUUAGACAUUUAAUAAUGCGUUCACGUUCGACGAUAACUAUAUACUUAUUAUCGAUGUUGUAAUACUUUUUAUUAAGGUUAUAUAUACGUAUAUAAUAUAAUAAUAUCAUAAUUCAAUAUCUCGUGUAUAGGUACCGACAAAAAUCGCAAAUUGCCGGCGGACAUGAAACGAUUUUUUUUUUCUUUCGCCUUAUACAGACAAAAUAGCCAUAGCCUAUAAUAAUAGAUCCUAUACAGGUAGUAGGUACGAUAAUUAUUUUCUCAAUGCCUAUCCGAAAAGCUUCGUUUCGUAAUAAUCCACUGAUAUAAUUAUUACACGCGAGAGCGUAUUAUAUUAGGGGUUUUUGGGUGUUCAAUCCUCCGCCUCGUGCGAAUAUACAGAUUUUGGAUAUUAUUUCAAAAAACGAUGUACAGUAUAAUAAUAUGUAAAAAUCAAAAGCGGGUAUGUCGUUUCAGCUUGUUAGUAAUUAUACAGAUAUUUUUUCAAAUUUUCUGCGUUUUACAGAAUUUUUCAAAUAUUAUUUUGAUCAACAAAACUCGACAUUUUCAGUAUGCAUUUCCACAAUUUCGAUAUACAAAAAUCGCAUUGUUCGAAAUAAUAAAAUGUAUUAAUUAUUCAGAGACAAUAUGUAUUAUCCGUUGGUUGUAAAGUCAGUACGCGUUUAUCCGUUUUUUUAUCAUGUUCUUUAAUAAAUUGCCGUUUUGAAAACUUAAUAAAUAAUUUGAUUUGCGUAACAGAUUUUUCAAAAGCGUGACAUUUUGUAAUGCAUUAAUCACUGCUUAAUACAUUUUCGUGUUUUUUUCUUUUUUUUAAUAGGGCUUCAUAAUAGUUUUUAGGACACUAAUUAUCAGUGACGUACUCUUUUAACGGGAAGGUUAAUAAUAAUAACAAUUACGAUGAAUGAAUCGUAGAAUCUAUAACUUCCUAACUCGACAACGGGAAUUCAAAAAAAUCCUGCAAUCUGUAUUCGAGAAAUCAAUCAUCGUUUACUAGUAUAUUUUAACUGGAAUACAGGUAUACGCAACGCGUUUUAUGAUUAAUUUAUCAAAAAAUAGCCACUCGUGGUCAAUGACGGAACUAACCUGAAAUAGCCCAGAGGCGAUCUAUAAUCUGUCCUGUAUCCGACCACCAAUAUUUCCUCGCAAUGCAUUUCUAAUAUAAUUUUUUUUUAUUUUCACCUAUUUGCACGAGCUGUAAAUGAUAUUUAGUUAUUUUCAUGUCGAGCACCGCCCGCCCAUUCCUAAAUAGAAAAAAAAUCUUUGACGAAGCAGUCGCUUCUCGAGAGACCGCCGCGUUCGUUUCGCUACCGCUCGUAGUUCUUGCGUUUUGAAGCCAAUGGCGGAGUGGGCGAUAUCAUAUACUGUACCGCGCACGCCGGGGGAUUGAUCGUUUUAUAACUACUGUUUAGCCGCGACAAUAUCGACUCCGUAUCUAAAAACGAUAAAUAGGUCGCGAAACGUUAACGGCGCGAUUGUGUUUGCCCGAUUGUUGCAGUCGACGCGAAUGUUACCGUAUCGCUUUCCGGAUAAUUAUUAAUAUUUUAACAGUACAUUUACGUCGUGGCGCGCGCCGCAGCGCGCGUGUUGUUGCGCAUACAAAUCCAGCGUGCGUUAACCUCCUCUCGGGUACGAAAAGUCCGCGUAUAAUGCGUUUGUGCGCGGGACGCUAUUGCAAACUAAUAAGUUUGUACAGUACGUAAAUCGCUUAAGUGUACGUCGCGCGUAUAUCCGAACAUUAAUAACAAUAUACAAUAUCGUAUUAUGUACGUGCAUGAAACGUUUCCUUUUCUUCUUACCCCGCGACGAUACGCGACGACGCGGCGACGGAUCUUUUGCUUUUUGGCAUAAAUUUUGCGACGCGUGCCCGCGCAGCCGUUUUUGUAAUGUUCGUGCUGGAAAAAUUAUGCACGGUAUAAAUUAUUAAUCGUCGGCGAUACAGCGAAACGGUCGUGUGUUUACGAGGAAUCGAUCCUCGAAAGCGGACCGUACCGACGCGAUAAUAUUAUUAUGAUUUAGACGAGCACGCGGUCGUUUCGACACGAUUUUCUCGUCAUAAAAUUAUAAUUGGCGAGCGCGUGCCCCGCUAAGUUAUAGAGUCGCUUUUGAGUUUGUGCGCGCGAAUCGAAAUAGGUAAUCGCGAUAACAAUACGACGAUAUUUUAGUGUCUAAGCGAUACCAUACGAAUAGUUUGCUUCUUUUUUUUUUUUUUUUUUUUUAAUACCUACAUUUGUGUUUCCUUUUAUCUGUAAACAACGUCCGGACUGCCGUAAUUCUUGCUCCAAGCAUCAGGGACAGUUUCUAGUAGCGAAUUUAGAUUAUUCGGUGCAAAAACUAGGUCAUUUUAUAAAAUUUUCUUUAUAGUUUUCUAAAUAGCGGGGAAGAACUGGGACGAACGGCGGAAAACGGGAAUAUUUACGUAUUAACUGUUUCUGAUGAUUACGCUUUUUAUUGUAAAUACAGUCGUAGAGAAUUGAACAAAAUUGAACAGCUAAGCUUGAACGCCACGGCUUAUGUAUUAAUUAACAUCUGGGCUAAUUAUGGACACGCGAGUAUGUACUCUGCUUCCCCCUCCGUAAAUGGCUGCUUGUUUGUAUACUAGGUGAUUCAUUUAAGUGGGUACACUCAUUAUUUCUAAAAAUAUUAACUUUUUUCGGAAUUUGUUUUUUAAAACAUUUAAGAAACAACCAACUCUACAAUUUUAUACUUAUGUUAUUUUUCGUAACCCUUACUUUUGGGGGUAAAACCACUACCUAUUUUUGAUUUUCAAAUGGAAGUGGAAUAUCUCAUCAACGGCUUGACAGAAAUAAAAAAAUUCAGCACUCAAAUUUCUUUUAACUAAUAUUCCAUUUAUUUAUGGGAUUUUUAAUGUAGGUCGCCAUUUGAAAAUCAAAAAUAGGUAGUGGUUUUACCCCCAAAAAUAAGGGUUACGACAAAUAACAUAAGUAUAAAAUUGUAGAGUUGGUUGUUUCUUAAAUGUUCUAAAAAAGAAAUUUCAAAAAAAGUUAAUACUUUCAGAUAUAAUGAGUGUACUCACUUAAAAGAAUCACCUGGUAUUAGCACUUUCUAGACAUGGGACAAUUUGCAAACUUUUAUUUAUUUUUUUUUUCUGAUUGUUUUUAAUUUGAUAUAAUACUAUUUGGAAUUGUCGAGUUUGUUUUGAUUUUAUGCGGAUACGAGUAUACAAAUGAUGCAACUUAUGUUGUAGUUACAAUUUCAAUUUAAUACAAUAUUUUGAUUUAGACUUAUCAAAAAAUGUUUUUUCAAACACUACGCUCAGAAUAAUUAUUGUUCGUAAUGAUUUAUCGUUGCCUACAAUUUUAUCAUUUAUAAAAACUAAAUUAUCCUAUACAUCCUAUACCUUUCCAACUUUUUGUUUUAUUUUGGGUUUCUUCUGUUCCGAAUUUUUUCAUGCUAAAUAUGUUCACGAAUGCUAUUAGGCAGGACAUGCACGGAGAGAGCAGGAAUCAAUAAUAAGGACUGUAAUCGAAAACAAGGAAGCAACUACUACAGGAAGAUUUUGCUUGAAACGGGAGGAUUGUGUUGUCAGUAUAUAUAUGAGAGCGGUGGAACCUAUGGAGUAUAACGAAGAUAACGGGGGAUAGAAAUAGAUGGAGGAGCAUUUGCUCAGAGGGUUGGUUUUAAAGGCCGUUACCUAUUUUGAAAUGAAAAAGAAAAAUAAUGUAUUUACUACACCAUAUCGUGUACAAUUUUUCUUUUCAUCGUUACUGUGGUAUCAGUGGUAAUCCUCGACCGUUAUUAUUUUGUUGUCGUUUCGUACGCACGGAAAUUAUUGUUUGUAAAUACCGAUAUUAAAGUAAUCAUAAUAAAAAAACUGUUAAGUAUAGGGCAUAAGUAUAUAUUAUUAUCAUGACGAGGUCGAAAAUAAUAUUCGGAAAUAUUCGAGUUAUUCGUUAAUAAUUUGCAGUCCGUGUGAUGGUUAUAAGGUUUUUAGUUGGUUUUAUAGCUGACCAAAUCGUGUUUUAAAAAAUAAACAUUAAUAUUUUUUUUUUUUAUGAUAUCUACUAUAAAAAAAACUGGUGUUUUACGCUUGCUUAAUAUAAUUAAAAUAUUAAGCUAUUAAAAUUGUUGGAAUACUUCCGUUUUAAAAAGUUUAGUUUUUGUUUAUAUAGAUGUUAUAAUAUAUUAUGCUCAGUAUUUAUUUAUUUAUAGUCUCCGAAUACAUUUUAUUAGUUACUUACUAAAUAUAAAGAACUCAACAUAAAAAACGUUCUGGGUAAAAAAAAAAAAAAAUCAAAAACCAAAACAAAUCGGUUAGUUUUAGGUUAUUAAGUUUGUAUUUACAGUUUAUGUCACAAAGCAAAUACUAUUUGAUUAACAAAAUAUCAAUAUGUAUAUUACGCAUUGCCAUUUGAAAUUAUCAGUAUAUUAUAUUUUUUAUUGUAUAACAGAAAUUAUAUAAAAUAUUUAAUUAAUAUUCAUGUUUUAUUGCAAACGUUUAACAUUUAACGUUUAACGUUUCACUGAAAAUUGAUUUAAAGUAUGGGAACAACGAAAUACAAUAAUUAAUACAGCUACGGUUGAUUUUAAUUAAAUGUAUUAAAACUAUAUAACAUUGAAAAUGUACUCCUUGCAGUAAAUACUAUCGGACAAAUUGUUUUUAAAAUCGAGAAAUUCAUAUUGGCCAUAUUGGUUAAAAAUCAAAUUAAAAUUUAACUUGGCUUAUACAACACCUUUGACAUUUUUUUAUUAACUUGGAUUAUUUUUAUUUUACAUUUAAUUUUAAUAAAUAAUACUAUGCAAAUUCGAAUAAUAUCACGUUAUGUAUUACCUUCGAUUUCUUCUAAUUUUAAGUUUAAUACAGUAUUAAAUUUACAAUAUACAAUGAAUAACGAAACAUUAUAAUAUUGCAUUACAAAAAAAUUAUAUAUAUAGCGUAAUUUGUUUUAUUAUUAUUUAAUAAAGGAUAAAUGAAUAUGUAUAGAAUUCUGAGUUUAAAAUAAAAAUAAUUUAACAUUCUUAGAAUAACCCCUCUGUGUUUAAUAUUAAUCGUAAUUCUUAUUUAAAAAAAAAAAAUCAUAAACUCUGAGAUUAAUUCUUUUGUACUAUGAUCAUAAUAAUAUUUUACAAAAAUCGAAACAAAAUUAAACUUAAGUUAAUUAGUCGAUUAAAUUCUCCAAUCAACUCUCAACUUAAAUGAAUCAAUUUAUAAAACGAUUUAUUUAAAUUAAUUAAUUAUUUUUUAAUAAAUUACUAUUAAUUAGUUAAUUUUCUUUUAAUCAAUUACUGUCCAUUAACUUGUACAGCCUUGUAACUUAUUGUGGCAACAAUUUAUAUGCAACUCCAAUCUACUGCGAACAAAUCGAUGGACUUUGUAUUAUUAUAUUGUGCUAAUGGUGAAACAUGAUAAAACUUACCGUGACCAUGAAACCUGUAUGUACACAACAUAAUUUUAAUCGCGUUUCAAAAAUAAUAUUUUAUGCUACAAUAUUAGCACUAAAUCACUGAACCACAUAGACGAUACUCGUCGAGGUACUUACUCAAGUUUCUGAUAUUAUUCAAACAUUAACCCGUCACAACAACAAUAUAAUAAAUCGAUAUACCGAAUAGUGUAUGCGUGUGUAAAGUAUAUUAUAUGUCGAAAAUGACGUACUAAGCGAAUAAAGUUAAUAAAGUCAAAAGUAAAUUGAUUCGCCAUAGCCUUUAUAAAUUAUAGAAAUACAGACGUGUUCAAAAUUAUCAUGUCCAAACGGCAUGGAAUCGUUAAUCAAAAUAUCCGAACACGAAGAGAGGAUCAUAUGAUUGAUGGUCACUUCUGCUAACGAUAAAUAAAAGCAAAAUAUAUUAAUAAAACCAAUACCAUAAAUCUAAAUCCAAAAAUAACAUUUUAAUUUCUCGAUUAAGAUUUGUCUUUAAUGGGGAACUAUGUGCGAACUGCUUUUCGGCUCAAAGACAUGUGUUACAGGAAAAAUUCUCAUACAUCGUAGAGUGAACCGAUUUUAACCAUUUUUUUUUUUUUUUUUUUUUUUUGUUAGGAAGAAAAAGACUCUCAUAGAGCUUAUUUAAUUUGGUUUUUGAAAAUUAUGUUUAUGAAAUAUCUGUAUAUAAUUAGAAUUUGAAUGUGACACAUUUUUUUUUAAAAAUUAAUUUAUUGGUUUAUUUAAUGGUUUUUGCUUGUACAAACAAAAAUCGAAGUACAAUGCUCCCAGUAAUCAUUUUUCAACAGGAAAAAAAAGUUCUAAAUCGGAUCAUUCUAUGAGUCCUGAAAGUUUGUCUUGUACCUAAUGCAUAUUUUGAGUUUUAACCGAAAUUUACUGACCGAGUGUGAGCUUCUCAUUUAUAUACCAAUUAAAAGUUGAAACCGGUUGAUUUAUUUAAUAAACAUUGUUUGCCUUUGACUUGAGUUGCUGGGUAUCAGCAUAUAGUAGCGGUAUUGAUACGGGUAGUUAAUUUCCUAAAUCACGUGGAGUUCUGCCACACUGACGCAUAUAGGGAGGUCAAGCUAUUACAACCACAUGCCAUCAUCCUCCCCAUGAUCUAUAAACAAUAUUAUAGACCUCGAUAUAUGUUAAUGACAAUUUAAGUUCCGCAUAACAUUUCAGUUUUCUUAACUAUAUUAUAAUUCAAUUUAAAUUAUUCAAAAUGUACAAUAUUAGAUAUAUAUUAUUCUACGCUUUGUUAAGAGUCAUUAUAGUUUUUGUUAUUUAUUUGUCAAAUUUGUUGAUUCGCGUAUAAAGCCGUACGAAAUGAAUAAUUGCCAAUAUUAAUAAUUGUUAACAAUUCGUUAAAAUAUCACAAGCAGAACAAUUAAUUUAUAGUUAUUGGGUUUCAGAUAUUGUGUUUUCACGUCAUGAAUUUAUCGAUUUCAGUGUUAUUACUUUAUCGUCCGGAGGCACGUGUCUUUUCCGAUAAUAUAUUUUGAACUCGGCGUUUUUCUCGGGGGGGGGGAACCGUUUUUCAAACAUUCCGGAUUCCGUCUACCUACUUUAUAAUUUAUUUCUAUCGCGCGUGCGAGAUAAAUUAUUACCUCAUCGUGGACAAACGCGCCGCGGGUUUGGUUCGGGUGGUUGUUUUAAAAAUUCGCACGCGACGCAAACAGUUUCGGUAAUGCAUUUCGAUGUACAAACGUAUUAAAUUUCCCGUGACUCGCAAACAGUGAAAAUGUUUUGAAAAACUUUGUAAAGUUUUUAUUGCGACAUAAUAACGAUAAUAUAGCAAUUUAGGUAGGUAGGUACGUAAUAAUAACGACAAUAAACCAUACGGCACUGGGAGCCGCCGACAUCGGCUGCAGGGUGGGUAGUCGGGAAAUCGUAUUUUUCCGUGGCCCGUGUAAUAAUACGAGUCGGUGUCCAAGGACACGGUACAAGUCAACGGGGGGGGGGAGAGGGGUCAGAUCCUCCAACCGCACACAACAGGUGUGUCGGAAAGAACCCCCCCGCGUACAUUUACUCCGUUACACCUAACCUAUAUAACAGCCACCCAAGACCGCCUAACCCCACCUAACCUAACCUAACCUAACUUAACGCACGGGUCCUUGAAUCUGGUGUUUUUCCGACUUUUCUCUGGUUGAGAAAGGGGGGGGGGUUCGAGAGAACGUAUCCAUGGUAACGCGACCGUGACGAAAUCGCAAAAACUACCUACGUAUAAGUAUAAAUACUCAUACAAUAUAAUAAUACCGCGUGAAUCUCGGAAAGACCGUUCGCUUCAAAAUUUACGUGUGUUACGGUCAAAAAUCACUUCCUGUCGAUCCAUUAUGAAAGUGUUGAUAAUAUGUAUGUAAUAUUUUGUAUACAGAAUUAUAAAUUUCUUUUGUGUUUUGAAUUGUUAUUUAUUUUGUAAUCGGUACAUUAAUCGUUCAUUAUUGUCAAUGAAAAAUAUUCAAAACUUGAAGAAAUUUAAUUAGCCACUUAUUAGUUAAAUUGAUUAAGGCGAAUAUGUAUAAGAAUAAUAAAGACCUAGAAGGGAUAUUAUCGACUGAAGUCGAUAGAGAACCAACUGUCACUAUAAUAUUUUCGCUCUUCUGAACUCAUAAUAUGUUAACAUUUCUGUAUAUGACUACGGUACAUUGCCGAACAAGUGAGGCCAUAAUACCAUUUAUAUAAUGUGCAUUGCCUAAAUGAAAGCUAUACGUGUGAUUACCGUAUUCAAUGAUUACAGUUGUCCCGUAUUUAUUUGAAUUGUCUACGGAUUAGUAGAUUGUACUAGUCUAGUAGGUUUUUAUCACGUAAAUUUUGCACGGUUUUCUACCGAUUUUAUUUUAUUUUCUGUAACCGAUUUAGCUAGCAUUUUCCUAAAAGUCAAUAAUCGUACUGAUGGAUAAACUACGGAGAUUAGUGGGAUAGAAUUAACAAAUAAUAUUAUUAUUGAUUAUGAUAAAGUUUUUAAAAAAAAAUGGUUUGAUAGGGCGAGGUGAACCUCCGAAAAAUCCAAAAUCUAAAAUAAAACCAAAAUCAAAUGACAGAAAUAUUAUUCAAUGUUAUAAUAGUGAACAAUUCGUUGUGGUUUUAUGUUUUUAUUAGGUAUACGUAGUACUAAAUAGUAAUAGUUUUUGUACCUAUACAUACUUUUUAUAUGUUAUCAUUUACUUUUUUUUCUGUUUUUCAAAUUAUACUAAAAUAAUUAAUUAUGGCGAAAUUAAAAUUUCUUUUUUUACCGUCGGCAAACAUGUCAAUUACCUACUUCAUCAACUUGAAUAUUGUUCUACGUCUACAGACAUAGAGCAGCCCAACGAUCGAGAAAGCUGAUAAUAUCAAUGUCAACGUUCGUCAAAAACGUAAAGUUGAGUAACUCCGGGAACCUAGUCUGUAAUAAUACAAUACUGUUGUAGAAGUGGCGUUUCUUUAUUGUCUAUACGAAAGUUAUACGUCGUUUACACGUAGAUUGAUAAGUGACACCGUACAUCUAUAGCCGAUUCCCGGGAUGUAAUCUGCGAACAAAUUUUAAAAUAGGCAUUGUUGAAAAUAAAUAAUAUGAACUAUACUUAAAAAAAAAAAAAACCAUCCCCUGUUACUCACCCUCCCCCACCCUCCCUCGCCACUACCCCCAGAGACGCUACUUCAGUGUGCAGCGAUGCGUGAGCGAGUAAAAUAAUAAUUUAGAAUAUCACGUCGUGUCACGUGCGCGUAUGUUAUUAUGCUGUUGUGCCGUGACGUGACGUAAAUCGAGCGGCAGCCCACGUCGUCGGCCCGUCGCUGUCGGUCCGCGUGUUGUUCGCUAAAAUUGCAUGCGAACCCGCGGCGUUGUCGGCGGUAGCGACGACGACGGUGGCGGCGUCGGCGGUGGUCGUCGCGGCGGUACACGUAUCACAGUCGCUGUUGUGGUCCUGCGAUGCUGCGCUUUUCGUCCCUGGCCCGCGGAUCGGCACCACCGCCACUGCUGCGUCGACCACGUCUCUCCGGAGAGUCACUACACGCGAAGGAGUACGAAAACCGUUUAUAGGCGGCUGUAGAGUUUUGUCUAUUCGCCUGUAGACGAUACCUACACAGAUUUGGCCACCAAUUCGUCUAAUCACCAACCGGUAACUGCAAUUUCGAUGGCAUCGCCGCUGCCGUCGCCGACGACUGGCCACAUCGUCGUUGCGUAUGAACGAUGACCGCGAACGCCGAAGACGAUCGGUCGCAAAAAAACGAUAGCCCGACCUUCACGCAACAACUUGUGGCCGCCGUCAAAGUCGCUACGCCGGUAAGACAAACGGGGCUAAGGGGUUGGGGAAAGGGCGGCAGUGAUAUCGUGCACCGUCAGGUGGGGUUUGGUUAGGUUCGACUCGCGUAUUCGAUUUCAGAAAGAAAUACAAAGUUUCAAUGGCGUAUCUACAGGAAACUUUUUUCCGGAGGUGGACAUUUUAAAUAGAUACCUUUAUGGAAACGAAUAUUUCAAUAUAUUUUAUUGUUGUUUAUGAAAAAAAACACUCGUCAUGCACAAAAAAAAAAAAACAGUUAUCGACUUACUGCUGUCCCGGUCGGGUAUGCUACUAAGAAUUUGAAGUUUUUUUUUUUUUAGAUUCUGAGUGUAGCGAAGAAUGUAUCAGUUUUACUAAGAUGUUUAUUAUUAUUAUUAUUAUUUUUCUAUGCUGUGUACAAAAUUUCAACUAGAAAUCUUGCUCAGAUAUAUACGCGUGGCACUAUUUUCGAAAGAGAAUGUUGUCCAGAUGGUAUUUUUAGGUGGUCAUUUUUUGAUUUUUCAAGCGGUUUUCAUAAUAUCUGGGAAAAACCAGGAUAAAAGUAUGAAAAACGGAAAAUGUACGAAAAUAAGGCUUUUAUUAUUUUACAAUUUUGUUAUUUGUUGUGAUUCAGUAAAAUAUAUUUGUAGAAACUUGAAAUUCAGACAGAAAACUUAUAUUUUUCUUUUCUAGAUACGGUAAAAUUUUCAAAAAAUUUAAACCAUUUUUUGAGCUAUUUAUAAACAUUUUAAUUUUUUGAGUUUUGUACAUAAUUUGUAUUUGGUACAUACUCAGUGGCAAAAUUGUUAGACUUGAACAGAAAUGCUUGAAAACCUAACAGAAGGUUCAAUAGGAGUCUAACUUUGUAGUAAAAAAAACGAAUUGAGUUUAAUAUAAUAUUUUUUUUUAAUUAAAAUUUUAAUAUUAAAUAAUUUUGUGUAAUAAAUCUAAUUUAUCAUUUUUUUUUUUUUUUUUUUUUUUUGUAUAUUGCCGAUUUAAAAAACGAUGACGAAGUCAGAGUUGUACCUUUUCAAGCAUAUUUGUCGUGAUCUAAUGGUUAUUUAUGCCUAUUUCAAGUUCAAUCCAGUGUUUCUUAAAAAAAUGUUUGCAUUUUUUUCCCUUUAACCUAAACAAGGAAAAAACAUAUAUUUUUGAUGUUUUUAGAGAUCGCUCGCUUGGACUAUUUUAAUCGCUAAAUACCCCUCGAUUUGUUGUGCAAACUAUUCUACCAGUAAUUUCUUUCCGAUUUAAAAUUAUAGUACUUUUAAUGAAAGAAAAUCUGACUGGGGAUAUAUUUUAGGUCAUUUUUUAAUUUUCGAGUUUUCCCAGCAAAUGUGAAAAACCGGGAAAAUUGGUAAAAUAUUAAAAAAAAUAUUAUUAAAGAAAAUAUAUAAUGCCUAUUUAAUUAUUUUACUAUAAUAUGACAUAUAUAUUGUUGUCAAAGCAUCGCAAAGAUCAGAAUCGUUUUUCGUUAGCAAUGUUUUAUUGUUGCUUACAGAUGUACAUUAAAUUGCCUAAAACUGGGGCUGAACAAGUUUCCAUUAUUCUAGGGCGUCUUUUUUAGAACUGUUUCCGCCUGUAAACCAGUUUUCGGCGGGAAAACUUCGAUCUAAACUUCGUAGAAAUAUUCUCGUAGCAUUUUGGAUUUAGUUUACGCGUCGAGGACAUCGUUUUUUAAAAUUUCGUGUUCCGUUUCAGUAGGAAAAACAUAAAUAUAUUUUAUUCAACACUAGCUGGUUUUGUCAAAAUCCAUUUUGGUUUUUCGUUAUAACCCAAUAAAAAAAAACUACAGCCUCAGAGCCUCUGAACUUUAUUCACUGGAUUUUGGUAUAAGGGUAUUCUAUUUGAAAGGAUAACCGAUAAAUCUCGUAUAAAUAUUUAACCGAUAAAACCGAAACCAAAACGAAUUCAGUGUCAUUUGUAGCCGCAUAAAUAAAUUUUUGAAUUAAGGCCACGCGUAAGGUUACGUCGUAAUUUUAUUACACACAUUUUUUAUCGGAUUAUAUAGCCAUUUAAUAAUAGGUUAAAUAAUGUUACGUUGUAUCAUUUUACGUAAUUUUAAGCAUUCAAACAAUUUACAAUUACAAAAUAGAUUGAACAAUUACCAAAACAAUAAUCUAUAAUAUAUUACUUACUCGUAUUGGCAUUAUUACAAAAAGUGUAUCAUAUGCUUACAGAAACUUCGUAUAACUUAUAUAUCUAUAUUAUACUUCUAAGAGGUUAUAGGAAUAAGGUUUUAAUAUUUAAUGUUUUACAUGUUUUAAAACGCAAUGAUUUGUACUAUUUUCGUAGUCAUUUUGAUUUUAAACACGUAUAUGUAAAAAAAAAACAACUACAUUACGCAAAAAUUGUGUUUCACUACCAAGCAACAACUUAUGAUAAAUCUCGUAUUAAAUUUUCAAGUAUUUUUUCUCGGCCAAACCAGUUUUAUCUAAAUAAAAACUAAAAAAUUAUCCGAAAUAUCUAUAAAAUUAUAGCUUAUGUAUCGCCAGAAUAAUUUGAAAAUUUUAUCAAAUUCAAUUUAAGGGUUUGUGAAAAUAUCAAGUAUUCAUGAUUAUUUUCAACCGAUUAACAACAAAAAUAUAGAAAAAUCGAAAAUAGUGAAACCAUUAUUGCCGUACAUUUUUUCAUUUUUCCUACACCGUUUUUCUCAUUAUUAAAAAAAACGGCAAAACUGCAAGAGCAAUGAAAAAAAUUACACUAUAAACUUAAAUAUGUAAUGACUAUAUAGUACGAGAUAUAGUAUGUAUAGCUCGACUUGAACAUNGCGUUAGGCACUUAGUUUUAAAAUAUUUUACAAUAGGUACGAAGUGGACUAAUUAUAAUUCCUAUCGUCUUUGUUUUCGUACCUAACCAAACCAUGUUGAUUUUUGAACGUCAAAUUUUGAGCUAUCAUAAUAAUAAUAUUACUAUUAUUGUAUCAUCAUCGUAUUUAUUUUCGCUAAUUAUUUAUUGUCGAAAAAUCGAGACCAUCUUUAAAAUCGAAUAUAACCGGUUUUUUUUUCAACAGCGAUGUCGGUGAAUUAUCGGGUACGGACCCGCAAAUCGGGGAACCUUCUUACCGGUUUCGGGUGAAUCUACUAGUUUGGUUCAUAAAAUGUGGCUAUUUGAUUUUAUUGUUUGAUUAUUUUACACAUUGAUGAACCCAACUAAUAAAAUAAAUAUAUAUUAUUUCGUGUAUUAGUAUUAAAUGUACAAAACAAAAAUUAUUUUCACUCGUUUAAAAAUCGUUGUAUAGCAAAUAAUGUGUAUUCUCUCCGUCAAAUCGUGAGUAUCGAUAGUGCGGUAUAUAGUCACUGUACAGUACAGUGUAAUAAACUGAAAUUAAUAACCGCCAUCCGUUCGAGUGCACGGACGACCGAUUUGUGCGAAAACUUCGGUUUGCGACGUUGCCGUGACGUUUACCGCCGAAGUGUACCUAUUUUAGGUUUUGGAUAUCGCGCGUAUCGGCGUCCCUUCGCUCGCACACCUAUUGCGCCGUCCCGGAUCAGUGGCGGUGGCGGAAACGUGACGACAAUAUUAUUAUUUCAAACGUCAUAUUAUUUUCGUACGUCAUUUGUCGGGAAGUCGGCCAAAAAAUACAUUUUCUCGGCCGUCCCCAACGUCCCACCACCCUCCUACUCACGUACACCCCCAGCCGAUUAGAACGGUAAUAGUCAAUUAAAAAAAAAAUUUAUUUUAAAAAAGAUAUGAUUUACGUGCGGCCGGACACGCGUUUUAUAUGGCCUUGACGCCGUGGAUGAUAUAAAUUAUAAUAACAUUAUAUUAUGGUGUAGUUGGCCUAACUGGGGACCACACGGGAAUUCGGAAAUAUUUUCGGGAAGGAAAAGUAUACGUCUCCUUCGUGUAAAGCGGAAUUAAUCGGAACAAUUAUAUAUAAUAUAAUUAAUAUAUUGUUGUAAGGAAUUCCUAUGCGGAAUAUUUUUAUUUUUAUUUAGGGACGGGGGCUCAAGUCUAUAUAACACUGAUUAUUUAUACUUAAUAUUUACUAAACAGACUUAUUUACAGACUUGAUUCGGGGGGGGGUCUUGGUUGCGUAUUAAGGAGACUAAGCUCUAGACCUCUAGAUGUGCGCCUAUGAUACAAGUAUUAUGAUUAUUAUUAUUAGAUAUAUAGUACAGGUUAAAAUUAUGCUUUUCUUCUUUUCCAUUGCUUUCGUCUUCAUCCCAGCAAUUUGGGGUCAGUAAUCCUCGUUACAAACUAUGGAAAUUUGGUAGAAAUGUCGAAUGAUACGAGGGGAGGAUAACCUCUUAUUCAUAUAAAAUCAAAACAACUAUAAAAGACAAAUUUUUCUAAAUUACUAUAAUUAUAACAGGAAUAUCAAUAUUUUGGAUAUUCACUAAAUAAUUCUGAUAUUGUUAUUACCUUCUUUUAUUUAUUUAUUGUUUAUAUUGUACACUAUAUUUUCAUAAGUCAUACAUUUUCGCAAAUUGUGAUAUAAGUGUGAUAUAGUAGAUACUUCGAAACGGGGUUCUUUUUAAAAAUAACAUUUUGCGAUGCUUAACGAUUUAUUAUAACCACAGAGAAACAAAAAUUUUAUAUAUUUUCGGUGAAAAAUGUGUUUUUUUUAUUUUUAACUAAUUAGAUUUUUUUUUAUCGUUUCAGGAUACCAGGACGCACGUAGUCGUCGAGCUUUACGACACAGAACGUUCGUACGUAGAAUCGCUUCACACGCUAGUGAACGUAAGUAUAUUUACUGUAACAUUAUUUGUUUAAUAAUAUCACAUCUGUGUAUUGCACAUUUUAUAUUUUUUUUCGUGAAUUGUAGACAGGAGGGGGAAGGGACUACGUGGGUAUUACUUCCCCAAAAUUGCGCUUGAAGUCUGGAAACCUAACCCAACCUAAAUCUAUUCAACUGCAUUUAUUUGACGGCCAUAAAAUAAAUUUCCACAUGAUUUAAUAACGAAAAAUUACGGUCGUAGUAAAAUUACAUUUCUAAUACAAAAACACGUAGUCAUUCGUUUUCACAAUCUUCAUUAACUCUACAUUUAUACAUUUUAAUCCGUUGUAUUCAAGUAGAUAUAUCUGUGACGUGAGUCUCGCGUCGGUAUGUCCGUUAGUAAAAAAAAAAAUAAAUGAUAAAUGUUAAGUUCAAAAAUAUAUUCAAAUCUUAAACGUUGUACUUAAAAACGAGCUGAAUAAUAAUUAUACUUUUAAAUCGUCUCGUUAGUUUAUUAUGUACUAGAAUAAAAUUGGUGUUAUAUAUAUGAAUAUGAAUUAUAUAAAUAAAUUGUUCGCUAUGAUGAUAACAAAUGUUUAAACGAGAAAUUUCGAUUUUAAUUUCAAUGUCGCUGAAUAUAUUAUCUCGCAAUUUUGUUUUUUAUUAUAAUUUAAAACAAUUUUGAAAAUAAUAUUGCGCUCCAUCGACCCUCAUUCUUGUUGCAAGAAGAGUUUUAAAUAUUAAAAUGAUAUUUACUGUAAUCCUUUCCUUCUGCAGCAGCCGUUAUAUAAUACGACUAUUCUUUUUCAGUUUUAUUUUUUUGUUAUUUCCACGUAUCCGAUGGCAUUCGUUUUUAUGACACGCGAUUGCUUCUUAUUAUUUUUUUAAAGGACAUACUGCUGGAAUUUUACAUUAUAAUUCCCCCGAGACAAGAGAACUUUUUAAAGAGUUCAACGUUUGGUUUAUAUUAUAUUAUGUACGCAAAUAAUUUAAUAAAAGUUCUUUCACGUAUAUUGACUUUAAAGUUCGCGAAGAGUUUUUAUAGAGUAAACUUAUACUUACAAGUACGUCUAUACUGAUUUUUGUUUAGUGUAAAAUCAUUUUAUACAAUAAAUAUACGAGAGAUACACCGUAAUAAAUAUUAUCAUACUCGUACACAAUUUUGGAGUAUUAUUUUAUUUUAUAGGAUUUUUUUUCCAAAUUUAUGUUCCUAUAAUAAAUUAUAAUACGGUAUAUAUUAUUGUAUAAACGUUUGAGAUCCCCAACCACAUUCUUUUUGUUUUUCGGAUCAGAGAACAAAACAUUCCCUUGAUAAUAUAUUGAAUACAUUACAUUUAUAUUUAAAUGUUUUAUUAGAUAAAUAUACUGAACGAUACCACUUUCACGGGUGGGUUACGAUUAUGUACGUUCUACCUACCCAAAUUUGGUGCUACGUUGCCGUUGUUCACAAACAUGAAAUUUAUGAAAAAAUUGUAAACUAACUUAUUUUAGGAAAACCUUUUAUUAGUUCGAUAUGAAAUUUUUCUAUUAUUUUCACUAUUAUUAUUCAAACUGAAGAUAUUCCAAGUAUAAACCAUGUGGUACAACUAUACAACAAAUUUAAAAUAGAUGGUAAUGUAUUACAUUUUCUUUUUUUUUACCAGAGACUAAUUAUCGACACUUAGGUUUUAGAUUAUAAUUUAUUAAUGAUACAAUAUUGUUUUAAUUAUAUUAUUUCAAUAGUACUUGAUAAUAUAUUAAAAUAAUUUUUCAUUAAUUCGCACAUUAAUUUGCACACAAUUUUUACUUAACAGUUAAUUUACUAUAAUUAAAUAGCCACUAAAUAUUGCUAUGUUAUUUGUUCACAUAAAAGUUGUGCGCAUAGUAAAUAAACUAAGUUGUGCAUGUUGGUAACGUCACAAUCAUUUUCGUACGCAACAGUAAGGUUUUUAAGGGUGAGGUACAUAAAUCGUAUGCAGUCGUACAAACUCAAUCAAGCUACUAAAAGGUUUCAUGUGUCAUACAAAAAUUAAUAAAACAUAAACUUUAAAUCACGUCUAAUAAAAUUCAUAUUCAAUAUUGAAUCCAUAUCAAAUAAAUCUAAAAAUGGAUAAAUUUAAAAAAUAUAGUUUUAAAAUAAUAAAACUAUAAUUGAAUUUUGAAGAAAUAAAAUUAACAUUCAAAAAUGUAAUGUAAAGCUUACAAUAUUACUGUACCAAGUACUUUUAAUUUUUUUUUUACAUUUAUCCUUCUCGUCAAGGCGCUAAUUAUCUCUGAUAGUAUUGACUUUUUUAUGGAAUUCGCAAUAUAGUUUCUAUUUUCAGAGAAAACUCGAAAAUUACAAGGAAAAUAAAAAACGGCUUCUUUAAUGCACCAAAUAUAUAAAAAAAUGCAACAAGAAUGUUUCUAUAAAAGUUUUAACUGAACAAAAAGAAAAAAAACACAUCGUAGUAAAACCAAUAUAUUGCUCGCUUCAUCCAAAAUCUUAAAUAUAAUGUUUUUAAGUAAAAAAUAAUAUUUUGAAAAAAAAUCUAUCAUAUUGUAUCUAAUAAUAUGAAACGAAAAUGUGAGUAUUUUUCUUAUGGAUUCACAUAAAUGACAAAUUUCGUCUGCUAUUUUUCAUAUUUUAAUGUAAACGAGAUUUAUGAAAAAUACAAAAUAAAUCAUUAUAUUAAGCAUAAUAUAAGCAAUAUAAUAUAGCACCAAAAAAUGAAAAAUCGCACUCAAAAUCUAAAAUAAUUAAAAUAUCCAAAAAAUAACAUUAUUAAAUUUCAUAUUUGGAGUCCCUGGUGCACAACACAAUUAUAUAGCUCACUCUGUUAUUUUUAUCUAUAUCCUAUAAUAAUAAUUAGCAAAUGCUAUAAAAUCCGAGCCCUGAAAAGACAAAAAAUUAAGAACACAACUCGAAGCCGCCGUGGAUUAAAAUGCGGAUUUAUAGUCUGUUUGGUUUGUUAUUAAUUUAUUAACGAUAAUUAAUAUUUUUGGGAUUCGAUAUCGCGGUUUCAGUCAACGAUUAGUGUGUUGACAGCGGAUUAUAGCGUCAACAGUAUUAUGCUCUUGUAAAGAAUUUAAAAAAGUCUCCACGUAUGGAUUUAUAAACACUGAACGUAGGGAGGAAUGUAUCGGUUUUACUAUGAAAUGCGAUAAUUUUUGUCAUAAUAAUAUCAUGUAUAGCACUUUUGUAACAUGUAUGGAAAAACCGGGCAACAAUACCAAUAUCGACACGCAAUUGGUUUUCGAUAAAGCCGCGUAGCGUAUAGCGUCAAAGUAUCUGAAAUUUCGGACAUCCGAUUGUAUUAUUAUAAGUGACGGAUAGACGGAGGUCCAACAAUAUAAUACUAUUUUAGAAUCAUUUUUCGAUUUAAUUAAUUAUUAUAAUUGUUAUUUUUUUUAAAAUUUUUUUUUUUUUUUUGUUGAUUCUGAUUAUUCUCGGAUCGGCCAGUGAUAGAUUAUAAUAUAAGCCCGAAAUAAAAUAUACGCGAUUUACGACCACCGAAUCGCUGAUGCGAUACAAACGCACACCGCCGCCACCGCCGUUUUCAAUCCUCUUAAAACGAUAAAUUAUUUAGGUAUAUGCGUGUAAGUACCUAUAUAUCUAUUAUGUUAACGCGUUUUAUACUCGCAUAGGUAUAUAAUGUUAUGUUAUUUCAAUGCAUUUUUACGACUACCGCGUGUCGUAUAAAUAGGUGCUCGGAUACGAAGGCGUCGGUCGUUAAACACUCGGCGGUAUAGUACACGAAUUUCGUUUAUGCGACGAUGACGAACGGAAAUGGCGUCGAAUAAAUUAUACGUUGUCGCGAUUGUCGGCACGACGGCGACGAGAGAGAAAGGUCCCCCGGUGGAAUUAUCGCGGACAUUUUCUAUGAUAAUAACGUGUGUUUUUUAUUGUCCGUCCGCUAUAACCGCUUUUCUACCGAUAAUAAUAUUGUUGUUCCGAUCGAAAACGUCGAGCUAUUUUGGAGCACAUUCUGUUCAAAUAAUACAUUGAGGCGGUAUACUUUUUUUUUGCCUUGUAGUUUUCUUUAUAAUUGGGAAAACGCCCCGGCAAGACAGCUCAAACUGAAAACUGAGCAUAAUAUUUAGUGGGAAUAACGGUUGUAUGCCUUCACAUCGACUUGAAAAUACAACAACCAUGAGUAUUUAUCUGGUAAUUUUAUCUUAAAGUUAUACAUUUUAGCCAAGUUAGUUACUAGGAAAAACGCUCGAUUUAUUGAAUACAAAAAAAAAAAAAAAAAAAAAAUAAAAAAUAAAACUGUAUAUAAUACUAUAAUACACUUUUUGUAUAAUAGUUUAUUUAUAGUUUAUAUUAAACAUAGUGUGUAAAAACGAAAACUGGGUCAUAAUUAUUUUCGCGGGCUUAUAAAGUUAUAAUAGACCAGCGUACCUAUAUAAAUAUAUUAUUGAACGCGUAUACCCGUGUGGGGAUUAAAACAAAUCAGCUAUAUUAAAUCUUGCAGUAAUUUACUGCGAGUUAACAUAGAACAAGUGUCUAUGUGUUUUUGGACUUUUUGCUCGUCAUACAAAUUGUUGCGACAACAACCCUAUUGUCUGUACUAUAGACUCCAUAGGGUAAAACGUAUUGUUAUUAGUUUUACAUUUUCUCGGAGACGUGAUGGCUUAUAUUCCAGAUUAAAAUGCGAUGGCCUUUUUUUUUUUUACAGUCAUUAAAAAAAAUAAAAAACACGUACUCUAUUCAGUUUUUGUCGGGAAACGGUCGUGAUAAUCCGCGUUUAUAAUAUUAUUAUGCAAAAGCGUCUUUGUUUUUAUCGUCGUGUCGAAGUUUGUUUUUCCAACAUGUGUGAUCAUCGCUUGAACUGCAAAAGUGACUAUAUUAUGAAAAAUAUAUUUUACAAAACGCCGCUGAGCUGCACAGUAAGUGUUUCGUGCUUUUUAUCGUUAAUUUUAAAAACUUUCGAACAAAUGGCGGCGAUAUCGUCGUUUGAAUACUGGUCGGGAUUUCGUCUCCUCGGCACGCUAUUGCGAGAAAUCGCGGUAAAUUAUAUUAACUAAUUCCUUUUCGCUUCGUUAAUUCCGAAAUUUAUUUCCGACUAUCGUCUUUUACGUUAUUAUCAUACAUUAUUCAAAACGCGCACAUAAUAUUAUAAUAAUUUACAACGUAGCUACCCACAGUUUGUGAUGUCUGCGAUAUUCGUCUAUAAGUAUCCACGAUGAAGAUGAACGUCUAGCGGUAUUGUAGUAUAUUGUCGUCGUUAACGAAUUUCCGUUCGGCUCGUAAUAUAUAUAUAUAUAUAUAUAUAUAUAUAAACGUAUAUAUAUAUAAUACUAUAAUAUAUAUACGUUUUAGUAAAAAAAAAAAAUUAAAAAAUAAGUAUGUUUUAUGGUUAUUACCGGUGUAUAGGGCUAGGAUUUAUGAUCAUAUUUUUGCAUAUAUCUAUUUUAAAAUAAAAACGCGCGCAGUUAUUUCACAGUAUACAUUUAUUGUAUCUGUACUAUAAACGAAUAUUCUAUAUUUAUUACUUACUCGAUUUUUACGUCAUAUUAAAAUGAUACUAGUACGAUUUUAUGCAACUUAAGUUUUGAAAAACGUCUCACGUCAUAGGUAUUUCGUUAUGUAGUGCAGUAUAUCUACAGGACGUUACGCCUCAAAGAGGCAGGGAAUAGCUAUUCCCUAGGUAUGUUAGAGUUCGACUCCCACAAACCUUUCUCGAUUUUUCUCGUUUUUUAUUUUUUGUGUUUAGUCACUCCCAUCAUAAAGGUCCGAUUGAACUACUACGGGACUCUUGUUCAAAAUAUGGUGGGUAAUAUACGUGGGUGUUUAUUGGGAAUGUCUAAGGAAUGCCACUGAAUAAAUUCCUGUUUGGGACCAUAUGGGAAUGCUUCUGGUCAUCAUUUAGGCUUGUGCAAAUUAUAUUUUUUGAGAGUCAAUACAAUCCUGUUUUAGACUUCUGUUAAAGUCCUCUUGGAGUCUUGGUGCUAUUACAGUAGGUAAUAUAUAAGUAGUGAAUUUUGAACGCUAUUCUAGUAAAAUAACAAAAUACAAAUAUAUAUGACAAUAAUAGUAUGUUCCUAAUUUUCGAACCAUCGAUUGAUUUCAACUCUAAAAAAGUCUUGAAAUAAAUGUUCAGUUAUUCUUUAUAUUAUGUUUGUAUAUUACUUUUUGACGUCAAACAGUCCGAAUAUAAACAUAUAUGCGUAUAAUAUAAACGUAUAUGAUAAUAUAAUAUUAUCAUUACUGUUGUUCGAAAAAUAUAAAUUGACAUUUUUGUAAAUCAUCCUUUUCUCGUUAAGCUCAUAUGAAAUUUCAGACAUUUUUUCUUCAAAAAACAUAAUGACAUGUAUCUGACAUGUAAUAAAAAAUACAUUUUUACGUAUACAUCUUUUUGUGAAAAAAUCUUCAUCCGAAAUAUUGACUCGUGACUCUUUGCAAAUUCAUUUAGACAUAUAUAUUUAAAAAUAGAAUUUUAUAAAAUUUCAAUCGUAAACCGAGAAAAUUACAUAAUAUGAUUAUAAAUUUCCGAUAUUUUUCUCACGGUUAAUUGUAUUAUAUUUUUCUUAAAAUAUAUACAAAUAUGAGAUUAAAUUAAAUUCAAUGUUCAAUAAUUAUAUGUAUACAGUUAGUUUUCAAUAAUUAUUUACCGUAAAUAAAUAUAUAUACGUAUGUAUAUAUAUUUUUAUAUUGAAACUCGAUUAUAUACAGACUUUCUCAAUUUUACUACUUCUUGUAUGUACCUGAUAUUAAAAAUGUGUUCCUUCAUUCAGUGCAUAAUAGUUAACAAAUAUAAGAAAUAUAAUCAAAUUUGCUAUAUAUAUGUGCGAUAAUUUAAUUUAAAUCCUUCUUAUAACCCACACAAUAUUUGAUAAUAUAUAUUAUGUUAUAAUUGAUUUUUUUUUUUUUUAAUUCAAUCGACUAUAGUUAAUUUGUAAAUUAUUAUGACGUUUUGUAUUUGAUCAUUUAUUAUUUUUCUUACACUCCUUGAACUCCGGAAAAGGACAGGCUAGAAAAAUAUAACCCCCAAAAGGUCAAUAAAACGGGGUUUUCGGUAUUCUUGAAACGAAAAUAUAGUUAUUUGUGUUGAUUUUUGGAUUUCCUUGGUGACCGAAAUGUAUUGUAACGUAUUUUAUGUAUUUUUUUUAAGUAAUUGUGCUAUCCCUGUUGAGUAUUUUUAAUAAGAACAGUACGCCCGCGGUAUCGUUUCGCCCAGUCAGAUUAUAUUUUCAUCUUUAUGAUUACAAUGAUAACUUAUUGUUCGUUAGUGUUUUAGAAAAAAAAUAUUUUUAACGAUAAUAUUAAAGACAAUAAAUUAGGGAAAUUUAUUAUGAUGUAAUACGAUAUCCGCUAAUCUUCAGCAACACACGACAGACACGUUUCAUUACUUUUUUUUUUUUUUAAUUCGAUACUGCAGUACCUGGACAAAGCUGUGCGGAACGGCUAGUAUUUUAUAAAAUGAAAAUUGUUUUUUUUUUUUACUUAUUAUAGGCACACUAUAAUCGAUUUUUUAUAAAAUAUUAUAUAUUCGACUACGGUUCGACGAAAAAUUCAAUUUAUGUUUACAGAUAUAGCUGCAAUCCAAAUAAGUUUUUGUUUCUUUUCUUUUUUUACGAAUAUAACGUGUAUGGAUUGUAUUUUUUUUUUUUACCAACUGUAAAAUAUUAUUGGCUAUUUGUAUUAAAACAAAAAAUAAAAUUAUACAUAUUAAAAAAAAAAGGUAAUAUUUGAAAUUUUUACUAUGAGCGCGUUUCGAUAGAUUGCUUGAACGAUCCCCAAGUCAGCAGAAAAAACCGAAAUAUUAUUUUCCUAUAAUCCAUUCUUGUAAUUGUUAAAAUGCAAUAUUUAAAACUUUACAAAUGCCAUUGCAUUCAUCAUAAGGUAAUCAUACGUAUUUUAUAAAAUAAUGUAAAAAAAAAAAAAAAUUAAAUAUUUAAUAUUAUUAUUUUAAAGUAAUAUAAUACCUAUAUUGCGUACAAUUUAAAUAUUUUUUCAAAUUUUUUUCACCUAACCUAAAAUAUGAUCUGAAUUUCUAUAAUUUAUAUUGAUUGUAACUAUUGUGAAAUUUUAAAAAUUGUUUACAUCUAUUUUUUUGCAUUUCACCGAUUUUAAAAAUACCUAAUAUACUAUUUAAACUAUUACCUAUGUCAUAUAUUUCACUCCUCAUUGAUAUUUAAUAACCAAACGAUAACAUAUAAGAUUCAUGUUACCUUUAUUUUAUUCGUUUUGACUACAUUAGUUCAGUAGAAAUUCUUUCCAAGUUACUUUGCAGCCAAAAACUAAUAUAUAUGCAUGUAACUUAUUGUUUAGGCAAUAUUUUAUAAGGAAAAAAAACAGGCGGUGUCUUUAGAAAUAUAUUAUAUUCUCCCCAAUUUCAUCUUGAAUGAAACGAUUUAAAUUUCAUGUACCGUAAUAACUAUUGUGCUCGAGUGUGAUGUUCUGUUAAACGAUUCUAUGAGGUCUGAAAGGAAAAACAAAUUUACUCAAAAUUUUCGUAAGCCUGUAUAAUUCUUCUUUUUUUCGGCUCUGGGCCAAAAAAACCACUAAAUUAAAAUUGUUUUCACCGCAAUUUGUUUCCAUUGGUUUUGCAGCUCCACCGCCGUAAAUCUCCUUCAUUAACCCGUGUCUCCUUAAGAGCAUUUUUUCUAUGGGUUCUUAUUCGAACAACUGCCCAACUAAAUAAAUCAUUAUUUACGCCAGACGUGGCUCGCCCGCAUUAGUCUUCCUUAAGGCGAACUCACCAUCUAUAUCGGGCCUUCUAAACUGAAUUUAAGUUCAUCAUCACAUUGUAAUCUCCCCUAUUCAUUGGUUUGAACAUCAAUGAUCGGGUCAUAUAUUUUUCUAUCUCAAAAACCGUUAGUCUCAGUAGGUACAUUUCUCAGCGGUCACGUCUCUCAGAAUAUUAGGUAUAGUUUUAAAGGUGAUUAUCAUUAUUUUUUUCCUGUCUUCAGACCGUUUUAGUUUAUUACACUGGCGGUUAGUUUAGGUAGGUUAGGCAGGUGGAUAAGUUUCAUUACAUAUUCAAUUAAUCCUAAAUAAUGCAUGCAAGUUAUCCAUACACUUGUAUAUUAUUUAAAUAAUCAAUUUAUAUAACAUUAUAUUCGUAUAAGCAAAUUAAAUACACAUUCGACUACGGUUAAAAUAAACCUGUUCUGGUUACAAAAAAAAAAAAAAAAAAACCGUACCUAUAAUUAAAAACUUCGUCGUUUUAUUUCACUGUAUAUAUAUACGUGUGUAGGUAAUUAAAACUUUCUUGGUUUGUUUACCAUAAGUACAAAUAUUUUAACCGAAGUAUAGUCUCUUUUUUUUACUCGAAACGUUUUCUCGAACAGACAUUUUUCAUAAUAAUAGUUUUUUAUAUAAUAUUUUAAUGGAAUCACGUAUAUUCUCAGAAUACCUAUACCUAAGAGUUCACCGUACAAGCAAUUCGUCAAAUUUCCGGAUUUUCAGCAAGGGGUUUUGCCUAAAAAACUAAUAUGCUCGUUCGCUGUAUUUUCACGUACGGUUUGGAAGAAAAAAAUAAUCACAUUAUGUAUAUGCGUCUGAAUAAAUAUUCUAAGUCAGCGAGCAUUUAGAUUAGUCUCGUGCGUUUAAAAUAGCAAUUUAUUGAACUAUAAAUCGAAUUAUUGAUAACUCGAAUGGUCGGCCACCAAAUGAAAAAUCAACCGGAUUUAGGUUUUACUUUAUCUCUAGUUUGUAUAAGUUCUAACUGAUUAUAUUAUAUAGCGUCUACGGUAUGACUCACCUAUGGACAAUUAGAAUAUAAUUAAAUUGAUCGAGUAAUAAUAAUAAUAAAAAAAAAAAAAAAGUUCAUUAAUUUCUAUGGUUUUUAUCGCUGCACGCAUUAAGAAUAAAAAAUGUAAAGAAGUUGUUUUACGAAUUUUACCUAACAAAAUAUGGUUUUAAAACAACGUUAAAGCUCUUGGGAUAUUAAUGGAAUAUUACUUCCGGUUUACGAACUCGUUCUAACUAAAAAGUGUAUUAUAAGUAAUAACUCGCUGGAAAAUUUUCCAACAACACAUUUUUCGUAUUUAUUAUUAUUAUUAUUAUUUUCUUUUUGUUUAAGGAAGACCCACUUAUAAUAACGACGGAUAUAUAAUAUAGAAAGUGGAAACUUAUACCAGAAGUCAACUUAUAUCGCACCGAUCUCGGUUUUAUACCUAGCAAUCAUAAUGAAAUGCUAAAAUAAUAUAUAUUCUCAUAAUAUACAAGAAGUGAUAUUAUUGUAUCGACAGAUUCACGAAAAUGUCAAGUGAAUUUGAUUUUGGCUUGUAUGGAAUCGUUUAAUAAUCCGCGUACAGUAUUGUGUGCAGCGGUCCAAUUAGUCGACCAUUUACGGUGGUUCCGUGACAGAGUAUUAGGACUCACGUUAUAUUCGACGCAAUACUACGGAUUUGACGCUAAAUAAUUAAAAUUUAGUCAAUAAUUAAUGUUUAAGAUUUAUGAAUCGUUCGCACGAUUGUAUGCAUUUCGUAGUCACAGCUACGUCAGAUAAUAAUGCCAGUAUGUAUGCGCUCAUUCCAUCGCAGGAUCGGUCUAGACGUCUAUAUCGAAAUCGUUAUUCGAUAAUUCGAAGACGUUGUAUUAUAUUAUAUAGGUAUUAGAUAUAAACGAUAAGGCCGAGUCGUCGACUUGGACCGGUCCCCGAAUGAAAACGUAGCGUAGUAUGUAUAGGUACACGAGUUUGCCCUCAUUCGUGUGAUAUAUAGGUUAAAAAAAGACAAUUUUUUUUUUUUAUGAUAGUAUUGCAGCACAAAGAUUUACAAAUUGUAUUAUUCACAACGAAUCGAUAAUUUAUUCUAUAUUGGAGAAGAGUGAACUGAUCUUAACACGAAGGCCAACAGUAAAAGAUAUUUCAGUAUAAAUGCUUAAAAAUAUUUGAUCAAAUUUAUUGAUUAGACGUUUGGUAAGAGUCAAGAGAUCUCUGCGGUGUAAGUUUUGAGAGUUGGACUUUUCUGUAAAUAAUGAUGUACGUAAUAUAAUUCGUGUACAUUUAUGACUAUAAAUAUUCGAUUGAAAAUUCUGAGUUGAUUUUUCUGUUCAACGUUUCGUAUUACACCUACAUCACAUACACACAUAUCGCCUUUAUAGUUUCUACUAAAAAACAACUACGAGAGCAGUUUUUUUUUUCGUCUCCGUCGAUACAAUUUAUGGACAAGACGACAACGUCCAUUUUAUGCGAUUUUCUCGUUUUGCAAUCAAUUAUUAUUACUGUCAUCCUCGUAAGUAAUAUUAUUACGAACGUAUAUCGUUUAUAGAACAUUUUGAUUUCGCGCCACUGCCUUGUUUACUUUUGAUUGUUAUUGGGAAUUUUUUUUUGUCAUCCCAAAGAUACUCUCGUUUAUACGUUCACGUAUUCUGGCGGCUGGUUUUUUUUCCUUUCCGCCAUUUCAUAUCCGACGUCCCCGUCCGUCUCGUAAUCGCGAUCACGCGGAAGACGAUAUUUUUUAUUUAUUUAUUUUUUUUUUUUUUAUUGCCGUGUACAAUAAUUUUUCUUCUUUUUCCUGUUAUGUGAAAACCGUCGUCGUUGGAGGCCAUAAAAUCGUCAACGGCCGCCAAGCGUGCAACAACAACCCGACGACAAACCAUCCGGACGUAUUUCAGAUUCCGAGUAGAGCGACCGAGGAAACUGUCUUUUUUUUUUUUUUAAUACAUUUCUUUUGGUUUUUUUUUUCUGAUAUCCACGCACUCUCGUAAAACCUACGGUCGCGACGAUAUUAUUAUUAUUAUUAUUAUUAUCGUAGUCGUCGCCACUCGCCGUAAUAAUAAUAAUAAUAAUAAUUAUUAUUAUUAUUAUAAUCGCAUGGCGCCUGCUGACCGUCACCGCCGGGUCCCGUCUAUUUCUAGAGCUCUGCCAUCGCCGCGUGUCAUCCUCUUGCGAUAAUAUUGCUCGUACUUGCCGACCUUGCUUUUGCGCGAUACGCACCGCAGCUAUUACGACUCGUCGCUGGCCCGGUAUAAAUAUAAAUAUUCAAAAUCGGACUGGUGCGAUCAAUCUCCCCUGCCGCUGCCGGUGCGUGUGUUUGUUCGAGAAAACGUGUUUCGCUGCCCGAUGUUAUAAUAAUAUUAUUCGCGACGGAGUUGCGAAAACGACCGCGCCACAACUCCGACGGGCCGCUGAAAAUUCAAAAACAGUCGAGUACGCAUUGUGCAGUUCGAAUACCGAACGCAUCACCGUCAAGCGCAAUGUCCAGCGAAGAUCGUUGUUCAACAGGUUACUCCCGGCCCUUAAAAUUGUUUAUUAAAGGGCGGGGAAAAAAGCUGGUCACGGAAAUAAAAUAAAACUCUUAGACUCGUAGAUCGCGAUCUAAGAUAGAUGUCGUCGGACUUGCCGCGUGUCCGGUGUUCGAAAUGUCAGAUCUCUCGGUGCUAAUGCUAAAGAUGUCACGUUAUCGAUUAAAAAAGUACUACGUAUAGGAAUUAAACGAAGAAUAAAUAACUUUCCGAAUUGACCGAUGCAACCAAAAGUUCUACCUACAGAAUCGAUGAUUGGAGAAAAUCGUCUCAUCGACCCACGAAAAAAGAAAAAAAAAAGAAAAAACGAAACACAUUAUCGGUUCAAAAUCUAUCAGCGACUCGCAUAAAUAUUUUUGUCUAGUUUAUGUCGUCGGUCGAAACUAAAAUCAAUACUAUUAACGUUUCGUGUAUGGAAGAUGCAUAAUAAAUACUCGUUUCCGCUUAAUUUUCUAUUGAAAAUUCCGUUUUGAUCUUACUUAAGGAAUAUUGUUAAAAACACGAGUACCCAUAAGUUCGACCAAUGCGGUCUUGCCCGGUGUUCACGGUCUAACGCACCGGAAUAAGAUAUUAUAUACGCGAAUCCAAAACCACGCCAACUCAAUUAUUCCAGUUCACUACUUGCUGUUAAAUCUUCCAUUUAAUCUAGCUGAUGUGUGCGUGUAAAAAUUUAUUUGCACUAUACGUAUAUCGAUUGAUAACAAGUCGAGCGUCUUCUCCUUGCCUUAUGUAUAUAAAAGCGAAUUCUUUUCGAGUUUUUCCACCGGGUCGUUUUCCGCCACAGUUGACGUCACGUUUCGUUUAUUUCAUUAAAAAAAAAAAAAAUAACCUCGAGAUAACGAUUUAAAAAUAAUAAUAAUACUCGGUUUAUAAUAUUAUAAAAUAUAUAUAAUCGGUAAUUUAACACUAAAAACACGUGCAUUAUAUACUGCCUACCUAUAUAAAUUUAGACACGAUGCGCAUUAGAUACAUUUAAAUAAAUAAAAAAUGGUUAGUAAUUAAAAUAAAGUUUCAACCGCCUACAAGUAUUUCCAUUGCCCUUAGGUAAUUUAUUAAGUAUAAUCUCAUAAAAUAAUAAAAAAAGAAAAGUGAUUAUAGCUAAAUAUAUAACUCACAACAAGUUACGUAGAUUUAUGUUUUCACAAAAAAUCCUUACACUUUUGGUAUUUGUGUCCAAUGUCCUGUUGGAGUUCCUUGAUAAAGGUAACAGUGGCAAUUAUAGAAAAACUACGGACUCUUGACGAAACGGACAAUUUGAAUUGAAUUUGAAUUCGAAUUGAAUCGCAUACGUACCUACAUGGUGUUCCGUUUUAGACCGCAGUUUUGUAUUGUAGUAUUAUAUUUUUUUGUUUGUCUUGGGUUAAGAUUAAUUUAUUCGUGAAUAUUGUUUUUAACAAGAAUAGAAAAAAAAAUAUGAAUAAAAAUCCGAAUUUUAAAUUUAUAUAUUUCGUUAUAAAUUAGUCAAUUAAAAAAUUGGAUAAAAAAAACCUUUUGCAUUCAAUAAGUAUUCAAUUUUAUCUUAUUUAGUGUUUGAAAUUUGUCAGUUCUUAUGGUGGGGUCUAAACGUCGAUUUAGGGAUAGUUUAGCUCUACUCCAUACUUUCGAUAUUUGCGACCUUGUCCAUCAUCAAUUAAAUUCAAAUCGAGAUAAACAUGAAUAUCUGUAAUGCAUUUAGUUACACAACAAUAAUCUACGAUAAUUCAGUUUUCAUAAAAAAAAAACCUUGCCGUUUUUCUCGUGAUGACGUUAUAUUUGCAGCGGAGGUACGUCACGUCGCGUUUAAAUAAAUAAUAUUCUCAUUUCUCGGUUUCGAACGUCUUAUACUAUUUUAUUAUUAUUAUAUCUCGACUUGCCCGUAGUAGUAUUUUUUUUACGACGACUGGUAUAAUUACAUUUUCUUAGCUGUGUGCGUACGACGAACGACAGUAAAAACUUACUUACUGUCGGUUGAGUCAUUUCCAAAAUGUAAAUUAAACGUUGACUUGACUGCUUUUAUCGUAUCGUAAACGUAUAUAUAAUAUUGAAAUGAUUUAAAACCAUCAACACAAAUAAUUCGUAACAUUCUUAUUGUCGUCGUUACUCGAUUAUUUAAGUCUAGUUUAUUACGAAACUAUAAAGCGAGGAAAAUCAAGGUUUCAUGAUCAAAUUUUCAGUAGAGUUCUCAACUUUCUAUUAUAUAGAGGCAUAACACCUAGCACAGGCGCAACAGUAUAAUAUCCGAGUAUUAAUUAUCGAUUGAAUUGAAUUGAUGUUAGAUUUAUUUUUGUAUUGAAUUGUUAACGGUUUUAUAACGAACGUACAUGAUAUUAUUACGACCAAUGGUGUUUUGGAGGAUACACGGGGAUAUACGGCGUAUACCUAUUUACCAUUUGGUGAAUUAGCGUACACUCUGUAAAUACAGUACAAAUACGCACGUAUAUCUCCCAGUGUUUUAUGCACAGCAUGACGUUUACAAAUUAAAUAAUGAGAGUAUACUCGAGAGAUUUUUUUUUUUUUACGAAACCAACACUGAUUACGACUAAUUGGUUUAUAUAUGGUGGAUCUGAAACGCAACCACCGAGAAAAGUCGAAAAACUGAGAUUAGCGGUUUUCGAGAAAAAAGUUACCAGACAAAUACACUUCCCGAUCUUUGAUGUCCAAAUGAACGAACGGAGCUGAUUAAUUAUAACGAUGAACUUAAAAUUCAACUUCAAAAGCCCGAUGUUUAUAUAAUUAUAUAGAGAUCGUCAUAAGAUAAUACUGAUGUGGGUCUGACGUGUAGGUGUAACGUUUUUAGUUAAAAUCAAGAUGAUCAAAUAAAAUUCUAUGCUAACGACCCCACAAUACCAAGCCAAAAAAUGAAAAUUUAAAAGCCAUGUUCACAAAAGCUAAUUUAUAUCGAAUAAAUACAUUUUUUUUCCGUGUAACUUGGCAGUAAAUAUAGUUUCAAGAUACAAUUACUAAAUAAACAUUAUAACAGUUGUCCCCUAAGCACACCACUGAGUUGGAAACCCGGUGGGGAGAAUAGCCGUAGAGAACAAGUAGGAUAGACAUUAUGGUCUUAAGAGCCAAAACUAUGCGGAAGAAGACGAACAAUUUAACAGUUUUAUAAUGGAAAAAAAACCUAUACCUAUUGAUUUCGUUCGUAUAACAAUCGCUUUGCGUGAAAAAAACGAUAUUAUAUAAUAUAACUAUAAAGAAUAUAAUCGAUAGAAUUCGUGAAAAAAAAUCCCGACUAAUUGUGUAAACAUAAUUUGCAUUCCUUAUUAUAUUAAAUUCAAGUAUUUAUACUUAAUAAAGCCGAUAUAAUUAUAAAAAUUAAAAUAAUUAAAUCGUGUAAAACGAAACAAUAUAAAUGCAUGUUGCACAACUCGUACAUAAUAUAUUACAACGCGAUGUGAUACAACAAAAAACGAAUCUUUAAAACUGAUACGACAUGUUUUUUAACGUAUUAUUAUACGUUAAAUUUAUAUUAUAAAAUAUACGUAAUUGAUGCAACGAUUAAAUAGUUGUUUUUUAUUCAAAAAUUAACAAUUAUUGUUAUAUUAUUUAAAACAAAUUAUAUAUUAUUACGUUAAUGAUGUGAAUAGUAGGUCACGUGAGUCGUGACGAUAAAAAACAAUAAUAGUUAUUUAAAACGAUUCUUCUUUUAAUCUUAAUUUACCCUAAUUUUUUAACCUCGAUAAAAUACGUUAUUCGUAUAUGCGCAAGCGUCCGUUGAAUGCGCGAUAUCGGUUUUUUUUAACAAAAGAAACCGACAUAAAAGCGUCUGCGCUCGGCCUGCAAGUCUUUAUAGUAUAUUAUUGUAAUCAUCCGUUAUUUUAAAGUCAGAUAAUAAUAAUAAUAUGACGAUGCCCUUCGACGGUGACAUUUUUUUUUCAUUCGUUACAACGUAUUAAAAAUGUCUCCGCGUAAAAUUGUAAUGCGCAUUCGUAAAUUGUUUUUAUUAAAUUUAAAUGUCCACACCGGACUAUAGUAUAAUCGUGCUCAAUGCAUAGACUGAUAUUUUGAAUACAUUUCUAACGUCCAAAGUAUUAUUGUAUUAUACAAUAGAGUGAUUAUUACUAUUUUUUUUUUUUUUUUUUUAUUACGAUCCAACGUUUUCCUCUGAGGAUUUUAACUUUUACGUGUGAAUUCAAUUCCUGAUGUUCCUAACAAUAUUUUCAGUAUUUUUAUACCAUUAAACGAGAAAUAACUUUUGAUUUUCAAAUUGCUCGAUCCCUCCAUUUCCACGCAGAUUCGCAAAAAAAAUAAAUAUUUUUCUCACAAAUUUCGAUUUGCACGAUGUUGGAUAUACGGCCGUUAUAAAUUAUAAUAGUUUAAAAUUUAGACCAGAGGAGUAGAGAAAACUAUAGUUAAUUGAGUAUAGAUUUUAAACGAUAACACUUCCCAAAUCUUUCUGUUUAAAUUUCAAACUGUUAUUGCGAUUCAUAAACGGCGAUUCCAAUACCGGUGUUUUAUCGGAAUCUGUUGAAAAAUAAUCUCUUUUAGAAUCUGGUUGAAAAAGGUUGGGCGUAGUUAUUUAAAAUUUAAAAGUUGAUGUGUGUAUGACUUAUGGAAUUAUUUUCUCGUAAAAUUAAAAAAAAAUGUAAAUACGAUUAUUAAACGGAUUGUAUCGAGGAAAAAAAAUCAAAAUUAAUUAUACUCAAAAUCUUUGUAGAUAAUCGCUGGAUUGUAAGAAUAAUAAAAAAAAUCACCCCGUUUAUUCAACAUAAUCAUAAUAUAGUAUAGUUUUUUCAUUUAUCACUAACCAAACGAAAAUUUACUCAAAAUCUUCGUUGUCACCAGUUUCAACAGUUUCACCAGUUUGUGGUAAAGUAAUCACCUUAGAAUAUUUAUUUAAUCAGUAUUAAUUAAUUUUAUAUUUUUUGACUAAUUGUCCGUAUAAAUUUGGAAAUGGUAAUUUAAUCAGUUUAGUUAUCAUCUCUAUAAUACUCAAUGUAACACUAUGUAUAAUCGCGUAAUAAUAUUUGUGUAUUCUAACGUUAUAAAGUAUUUUAUUGUUAUAAAUCACGACGUUUAGACACCGAUAUUGUAACACGCGUAUACAAACGAGAUGAAAAAUAAUAUAAACUGUAUCGUCUCGUUAAACUGUUGAUAAUUAUUGUACGCAAUUUUGAGUCAUUUUCUAAAAUUAUAAAAGAACACUGCAAGUACUACACUAUAAGUUAAAUAUAAAAGUUAAAAACAUAUCAGUUUAAAAAUUAUCAUUUAUAAUAUACCUCAGUAUAAUGUCUUCUUCGCGUUCCAAAAAUAAAAUUUAAGUUUAAAAAUAUACACUCGUUUAUUUUAGAGCUGUUUUAAAAGUAAUUUAAAAUGUGUUUAAACUCUUUUUGACAAUCUGUGUUUUCGUGCAAAUUAAUUUUACAUUAUUUCCCCCUUGAAAUUUGCAAACAUCAAUUUUUACAAUUGUUCUCCGCCUUUAACUAUGGCAUUAAACAUUCAUUUGACUGCUGAUGAAUUAAAAAUCACGAUUAACACAAAACUCGUGUUUUUGUGUUCUAAACAGAUUGAAAUAUUUGUUUGUACAAUGUUAAAAGUAGGUAAAUUUACUAGUAUUAAUAUAAUAAUUGUUAUAGUGCGCGUGUAAUAUUAACACAGUACCUGCAAGUCUAAAAUUCAAUGCUUUUACACAUUCGCGUUUGUCAUUUGGCACAUUUAGUUGCAAUAGGUUAUUAUAAUUUUUUUAAAUUUAUCACUCGUAUAAAUAAAUAUUUAAAAAAAACCGCAUGAAUAGCAGAACUUCGUCAUAAGAUAAAUUUUUCCCCGGCUAACUUGUUACCGUAACAAUAUUUCAUAUAUUUUUUUUUUUUAAUAAAAAUAAUUGAACAAAAUUUUUUUUAUCGAAAUUGGUAAAAUAGUUCUCUAGAUAUAUGCUAACAUACAAACAGAUGGUGGGGUUAAGAGUUGAACAUUUAAAUCUAUCAAUUUAACCAAGUUAAAUACUUCCAAAAGCCUGUAAGGGUAUUCAGAACUCGCUAUUUCCUGGUAAAAUAUGACAUCUGUGCAUGAAAAUGGUUGAGGAGGGGAUUGAAAGUUGAAAGCGCCAAGAGGCACAUUCUUAAUACCUAUAUUCAAAAUUUCAUCUCCCUGUACUCGUUUAAUCUGAAGGGGUGUGCAAAUGUAAAAAACAGUAUUUUCCCAUAAUAACAUGGUGAAUUUUAAAUUGAAAUACAACCAAAAUGUUAUCAAUUCAAUACACUUAUACAAAUAAUAAAAAAAAACUAUUACUCCCGAGUUUGAACUCUUUCGGUCCAGAAAAUAAACUCCUUAAUGCGCCGCAACUAGACAAAAAAAUGCUCCAAAAAAGUUUUUGAUUACAGCAAGAUUUCUGGUAGAAAAGAUAUACAGACAUACACCCCCCCCAUCCCUAGAAAAAAAAAAACAUUCCCAACAUUAAAAUCAUCUUAAUCCAUACUCGAAAUGAGAAUUUCUAAAAUACAAUAUUGUUAUAUUAUUAUUUUUUAAAAUCAAUCGUUGAUUUCCAGGCGAGUACAAUUUGCAAUUAUUUUCGGAAGUUGUCGUUCGUAAAAUUAAAAAUCGAUCGAUCGAGUAGGUACUCGUAAGUGUUAAAAGUAUCCAUGUAAAAUAUUUGGGACAGUUUAUGGAGGUGUGUCAAUAUAAAAUGGAAACUUUCCAGAACUAUCUAAUUAAAUACUGACAAAAACUUUGGACGUUAUAAUAAUUAUAGAGUGAAUUUACCUGUACGAGUAAUUGUAGUCGUUACGAUUACAUAAUUUACAAAAACGAUACGGAAAUCAAAAAUUUGAGUUUCAUCUAUUUAUUGUCUGUUCGUUUAUAAUAAUAUUAAUUAUAUAAUAUUAUACGAAUUUUUUUUUUUUUUUUACUCCCGUCGUCGAUGAAUGGAAUCGAUUCCGGUGCCAGCAAAACGAUCUACACGCACCGCAUUACAUUUCCUCGUGGCGUAGAGGUGCCAAAUGUUUUUCGGAUGAUUCAGUCCGAUUUCUGGCACCGACUUGCAGCAGUAUCAAGAGUGAAUAACCCACGACACGACGCUUUGUGCGCGCCAACGGGUUCUCCACCGUCGCCGCCGCCGGAAUAUUAGUGUCCAUGACUUACAAACGGAAUAUUGUCCGAUCAGAUAUAAUAAUAAUAAUAAAAAAAACCGAAAGCUUUAACAUGUGGACGACAUCUAAAUACCAUUUAUUAUAAUAUGAAACAGGGUCAAGGCACACACAGUACAGUAUAUGACGAUUAAACGGAAUAUAAUAUUAUUACAUCGUAGGUGCCUACGACUGCAGUUUAUUGGAUACAAAACAACAUUUUCUCUCUUUGAAACGUACAAUAUUUCGUUCGUACCGUUUCGUCCGAAGAAAUACAUUUUUUUUAAUCGGAAUCAAUUUUAUACAAUAAUAUUUUGAACUUUUUAAAUAUAGAUAUCUAGUCCAAAACAUAAUAUUAUUUUCAAGUGCACACACGAAAAAUAAUAAACUAGUGAAGUGUUGAAAAAAAAAAAUACAAACUAUAGGUAGUAGGUAGGAUUUCUAUAAAUAAUUUUUUUUUUUUUUUUUGCUAUCUCGGAAGAGUUUAAAUCUAAAUAACACGAUAAUACAUGACUAAAUCGUACUGAUGACAUUUUUGCUUUGUAAAUAUGAUUUUAUCAAUAUUAUUAGCUUCUUAUCUUUUGUAUACAUUCACAUUUCGAAUGCUUCUAGUUUUCUCAUCUCAACUGUAUUCAGUUCUCAUUCGUACAACGUUACACGUGUUUAUCUUCAAAAAUGGUUCCUUAGCGUCUAGUACCGUUCGUGGUUAAUAACUGAUUUUUAUUUUGAUAAGUAAGAUUGUCCCUUUCGUAAUUCCAUUGCUAAAGAUCCUAAAAAUAUUAUUGUUCAAUAGCCUUAGCAAAAAAAUAAAUACAUACGAUACAAACAUUAUUUCUAAAACAUAGACGGUUCAGUUGUCGUGUCAUGGCAUUGGAAACAUAUCCGUCGCACAAAUUUUAGAAAAUUCUAUAUUAAUAUCGUGUCAGGAGCGAAUUGCACACUAUCGUUACACUAUUGUAUUCUAGAAAUACGUUUAAGCUUCGAUGAGAAUAUAUGCAAUACUUUUCCGGACAAAAUACAUUUCCGCCUUUCCCGGACCGACGACGACGACGGAAUAUAAUAAUUGUUGUUUUUCGGUUUCUCUAUAUAAAAUAUAAUAUUAUUAUUACGCGUUUCGACUCACAUAUAUCGCAUUUCCAGUAUUUCAGGGAGUUGUAUAUAGAUAAUCUUAACGAAUUUUCGAAAAAAAAAAAAAAGGUGAAAAUAUAUCAGCUCUUUUACGCAACACCUAAAUAUUGUUAUAAUACGAAUAUGUAGAAAAUGAUGACAUUUCGGAGACAACCCCGUCGCGGCAUUUUACAAUGUAUUCAUAAAUAUUUAUAAAUAUAUUCAAUUUACUGAUAGGAAGCUAUUAAAAAUCUUAUUUUACACAAUUUUUUUUUUUUUUAAACAACUAAUAUUUCAUAAUAAAAACGACGAAUGAGGACAUCUCGUAAUAUAUUAUUAUUUGGAUUUUUUCAGCCUCAAGACUAUUCUGUGUCAUAACUGAUCCAUAAGCUAUCUCUAUCAAUCGUCGAAAUUUCACAAUUUGUUCCACCUGCUUCCACAUCCAUCCCUUUUAACUACGUCUUCCCAUCUCGUCCAUGGCCUUCUCAAUUUUCAGAAGCCAAUAUAUAAAAAGUCUUUUAUCGAGUUCUGUUCAGCACUGUCUGUCCUAGAGGGUUUUGGCUUCUCUAUGCACGUGCUCCUUUUUUUUAUGAUCUCUCAAAUAUUCUUAUCUCCGCGAACGUUAUUUGAAACCCACGGUAUUUCCUUUGUACCUAACAGCUAUGUCAUUCCCCACUGGUCUAAAGAUCUUUCGUAAUAUUCUUCCUUCAACUAUCGACCAUUUUUGCAUUCGUUUGUUUCCUCGGGGAUCAAGUUUCAGAUAAUAAUAACUAUUAGUAUACAGCACUAUGUUUCUGGUACCUAAUCAUAAUAUGAAACCGUCGAAUAUUGAUUUAUCGAAGAUUUUCUCUCAACGUACCUCAACUUAUUCGUAUUAUUAAUCGUACGCUUUUACAUUAAACAAAACAAAACAAAAAUUCCGACGACAGCAAGUCACAAACAUAUUGCAUUACAUAACGACAAUUAAUUCGAUUGAUUACGUGAGCGGUCGGCGGAUCGGGCACGUGCCGCCCGGUCGAAAACACAAUAUUAUUGGCGUGAGGUUUAUGUAUUUUGCGUCACCGUUGUAAAUUAUAUGGUUUGCGUUUUAAUUACGUGUCGUUUGUUUGUCGAACACCAGUAUCUGAUUAUGAUAUGCUGCGUGAUUUGCGCGUAAUUUAACUAUCCUUUAUAUUUAAACCAACGACUAAAAUAUGUUCGAAAAUCAAUCGAUAAAAAAUAUCGCGUUUAGAGAGGGUUGUAGGACUAUUUUUUUUUUUUUUAACUUUGUACACCCCUACAGACCCCCUAAACGGAGCGGGGAGCGAUACGUGUGCAUCGUAUCGCAAGAAUGUACCUUUUGAGGUUACAAUUUUCAACCCCCCCCCUUCUACCAUUUUUAAAUUUGUUUUUAAACCAUGUUCAAAUUUCACUAUUUUUUUCGUUUUUUUAUUUCAUAAGUAACCUUAUAAAAUAUUAUACUUUAAGUGUAUAAUAAUAAUAGAGUAUUGUAUUAUUUAAGUAUUUAAUGUUAUAUAUUGCUUUGCAAAGAAUAUUUCAAUAUGAACAUCAAAUAUUAAAUAUAAUCUCAAAAAAAAAACUACCAACUAUUCAAAUUUGAAUUUAGUGUUUAUGCGAAUUUAACGGUAACGAAUUGACAACCUUAAGUUAUGAUUAACAAUAUUAUCGACUUUUCGUUACUUUUCGACGUGGAUUUUGCCAUUUACUUUUAUUUAUACCCAACGUGUUUUUUCGCCCAUUAAAGGUUUUAGGCACAAGCUUAGUAGAACAUUAAUAACCAUAAUUCCUCGGAGCAGUCCCAGGUGUGGUGUUAAGACGAGAUUUUCACUGUUCGAAGUUAAUACAACCGGAUUUUCCGAUCGUUUAAUUGUUUCUUUUCAAUCGCCCUGGGAGAAGUGAGUGGAUCCCCUGCACACGGGUGUUUUUGUUUUCGAUACGAAUAUACAGUUGUUAUUGUUUUGACGUAUACCUAUACCCGCCGAAAGAAUUUUAAAACCCGUAUGUGCGAGAUCGCGUCUUCUCGCUCUCUCGCUCGUAAAUAACGUUAUUUUUUUAUUUUUUUUUCAUUCGUAUAUUAUUAUUACUGUUAUUAUUUUACGGUCGCGAAAAAAAUAUAUAAGAAUAACAGUAACCAGACGCGUGCCGGCCUGCCUGCCGGCUUUUUAUCGCGCCGACUAGAAUUCUUUCGAUUUAAAAUAAAUAACACGUGACGGCGUUUAAAUAUACUCGUAUAUUAUUUUGCAUUUGAUAUCCCGCCGCCACACAGCCGCUACACGGCUUGACCACACGUCCGUAUUAUCAUUAUCAUCAUUAUUAUUAUUAGGUCGCGUCGUCGAUUAUCCCUGCGAGUGUAUUGAUGUAAUAAUAUAAUAAUAUCGCCGGUAAUUAAUUCGUUUGCGUAUCUUGGAUUUUGUCAAACGUCCAAUAAACGUCUCCUCAGUUGCGGUCGAUUUUUCAGACGCACACGCUCCCACCGACAGCGCAGUAAAAUAUAGGUGCUACCGCGCACAUUCCUGUGACAAAGUCGUGUCUCCCCCCCUCCCCAGCCCUUUCACCUGUGUAUACAGAGCGGUUCUUUUGUCGUGUGAACCGGCGAUUAUAAUAAUAUACAAUACAUUUAUAUAUAUAUAUAUACUAUAUAGGUAGCCGACUACUUUUUUUUUUUUUUUUAUGGACUUUUUCUUCUCCUUCGUCUCAUAUAAUCGGGAACGGUCGCCCUAGUCCUAAACUACCACUUGAUCCGAUCUGCUACAUCAUCCUCACAUACACGCAUACCAUUCUCAAUAACAUCCAAAACAUCGCCUUUUCGGUCGUCUCGGACAUCUUCCCUUCUUUCUUCCUCCGUUAAUUUCCAUUGACAUUGUUAUAUUAUCUGAUUUGUCUCUUCUCAUGACGUUUCCGAAUUAUUUUAGUCUAUUUGCUCUCAUUUUGUCCACUAUCGAAGUCACUGCACCAAUGCCACCUCUUAGGGUAUUCGUUACAUAUCCUAUCUUUACUCGUCACUCCACCCGUCUUCCUAAGCAUUCAAAUCUCCGUUACACUCGCAAUAAAGAAAUAAAAAAAAAUAAAACUGUUGUAUUGUCGUUGAAUCGCGCUUUUUUUUUUUUUUAAAUUCAUUAGAAAAUUUGGGAAACUGGAAUAUUUUUUUAAAAAUAUUCACUGCCGGACGAAAAAUCUGGAUCUUUUGUUAUACGAUAUGAACAACUCGGAUUUUUUAUUUUUACUAAUCGAAAACUUGUUUCCGAGAAAAAAUAAAUCUUAGCAAUAAUUUCUCCUUUAAACCCGAUUAUAUCUGCGUAAGUACGUAAAUUAUUAUCAUAAUAAUAUAUAUGAACUGCCCUCUCUCUAUUUUUCUUUUCUCGUACACCGGUAUAAACCAGUGAGAUCUGCUGAUUUAUUUUGUACAGUUUUUUUUUUUUUCAAUCUGUUUAUAAAUUUACACACGUUUCUCUAAACAUGUUUACGUUCAACCGUUUUUGAUAUAAUUUAAGUUAUAGUUCCGUUCUCAGGAAUUUGUAAAUACGCACAUGCAUGCAAAUCGGAAGACGGAAAACAAACACUAGAUCAUGCUCUCGAAAUCCGGCAUUUGGCGUAGCUUGUUUAUUAUUAUUACUGUGCACUCGGUCAUUUCGCGAAAAUCGGAUGUUUAUUUAUUUGAAAAAAUCACGUGGGGUGUCGGUGCUUUGGGUAAAAAUCGCGCACUUCCUCUGCGGAUUCGUGAUUCGUUUAAAAAUAAUUCGUGACUGUAUAGAUAGCAGUGUUGUUGUUUUGUCUGACUUUCGAGCGCGUUACGAUGAAUCUAAUAACGCGAUGAGACAGUAUUAGAUAAAUGUACAAUAAUAUUCCGGAAAUGCUAAUUUUAACGCGUUCUCGGAAAUUAAAAAUAAAAUCAAAUUAUUUCGUUUGCCUUGUUAAGCAAAUAAUUUACCGCAUACUUUUUGAUCGAAUCGUAUUUGUACAGUAAUAAUAUGAUUUGUAUAUUUGAUUAACACUACGAAGUGUUUGCCAAUCCAAUGUCUGUUGAUUCGUCUGCCUGCGCGUACAUCACGUCAAAUGAGAAUAUUUUAUUCGAAUUUAUAAAGAGAAAAUCGAGGAGAAUUUUCACGUUCCGCAGAAUAAAAAAAAAAGCAUUUCCGAAGAUCAGGAGUAUUUUAGUUAAAAUAUGGAUUGUUCUUUUUAUUGAUUUUAGAUUUUCUUUGAAUAAAAUAUUACACGGAUACAAAAGAAAAAACUACGAUUGAUUUGCGGGUCAGUUUUAAAAUCAUAUAAUUUGUCUAAACUCACAUUUCGGACUCCAAUAAGAAUAUUUAUUUGUUGACAUGCAAUAUACAAACUAAGACUUUGUGCUACAGUGUGGUUUUCAGAUCAGUUCCACGGGUAAAGAGGGGAGACGAAAUAUUAAAAUAUUAAAUAAGAUAACAUUUUUUUUUUUUGAAAUUGAGACUUAACAAUACGGUAGGAGGGGAGUGAAGCGAAGUGUAUCCGGCUCUGAUAGAAAAAUUAAUGUUGUCAAAAUAACUGUUUAUCCGUUUAGUGCAUCGUAAUAAAACGGUUUAAAUAAUACAUUUUAUUGUCAAAUAUUACCAUAUGCUGACAUUUUUUUAUAAAACGUAAUCACGGCGAUGAAUAUUUUUUGUAACACGUCGUGUUCAGUCGAGGGUACAUCCCACUGGUCCUUGAUUUUGUCUGAAAAACAUUCCCGAAAAUCUAGUUGUGUAUAAUAUAGUCACUGUGCGAGCAAUGCGGUUAAAAUAUCGUCUUUCAAUUAUUACCAAAAUAAUAUCGUCUUUCAAUAUUAUAAAAUCGAUUCGAUAGGUAUAGAUGCAUUCUAUGAAAAGAUUUGCACGGCGAACAUUUCAGUCUUUCUGACCCGACAUAAAUUUUUACUCGCAAGACAAUAAGUUUCAUGGUAGGGAGAGUAUACACAGGUAAAUAAGUCUAUAAUAUCUAGUACGUAUAUUUUCGACAAACUAUUGUCUUGUCGUAUCGUGUACCCUCCCCCCCCCUUUCCCAUUGAACGUUUUUAAAUACAACAAAUACAAACAAACGGACAUACUUCACACGAUGGGUGGGCCAUUCUGUUGUAGGUAAAAAGUUAAAAUGGUUGAGGGGAAAUUGUAUAUUAAUGUAUAUCUGUACGCAACGAUUAAUCAUUGCUAACAAAAAACUAUUAUUAGCGGAGUUCACUUAUGCUUAUAGAUCUUUUGAAAGGCCGAAAUAUUUACGAUUCAAAAAUAAUACUAAGUACUAGAUGAUCCAUUUAAGUGGGUACACUCAUAAUCUUGGAAAGUAUUAAUUUUGUCCAGAAUUUGUUUUCUAGAACAUAAAAAAACAAGUUGCUCUAAAAUUGUAUAUUAUGUAAUUUUUCGUCAUCCUUAUUUUUGGGGGUAAAACCACUACCUACUUUUGAUUUUCAAAAGGCAAUCUAUAUUAAAAUAUGAUGGAGUAAUUGUUAAAAUAAAUUUGAGUGUUGAUAUUUUUGAUUUCUGUCAAGCCAUUGACGACAUAUUCCACUUUUAAGUUUAGACUGGAGAAGAGUAGUGGAGAGUAUGAUUUGUGUGGCGGUGUGACGCGAGGUGUGUUAAUAAUGCACCACUAGUACUCCCUUCAACCAAAACUUAAAAGUGGAAUAUCUCGUCAACGAGUUGACGGAAAUCAAGAAUUUUAACACACAAAUUUAUUUUAAUUAAUACUCCAUAAAUUGUAUUGACUUUUUAAUAUAGAUUGCCAUUUGAAAAUCAAAAGUAGGUUGUGGUUUUACUCCUAGAAAUAAGGAUGACAAAAAUAACAUACAUAUAAAAUUAUAGAACCGCUUGUUUCUUAAAUAUUCUAAAAACAAACCGGAAAAAAGUUAAUACUUUUCGAGAUAAUGAGUGUAUCCACUUAAAUGGAUUACCCUGUAAAAUAAAAACAAAUAACUAGGUAAUAAUAAAAUAAUUUCUCCAUUUUUCGUACGUCUUACAUACUAUGUACUUACUUAUGUAAGAUAUAUCCUGUUAAACAUAUUUAUAAAGACCAUCAGUUCGUUUAAAUAAUAAAGCCCCAGGGCAUUUAAAAAAAAAAAAAAUGUUUCGUACGUUUAAACGUUAACCCCUAAGAAAAUCAAAAAAUUACAUCCCUAAAGCACCACUCCGGUUCAAUUUCUUUUCAGAAAAGGUGCUACACUUGAAAAUCGGGGCAAAAUUUAUAGUAGAAACGUUGUUUACAGAAAAAAAAAUAAACAUCAUUAUAAAAUCAAUAUAUUCCUCGCUCCACUCAUAAUUUAAAAUGUAUACUAUUUAACAUUGAACAUUUAAUGUAAUAAUAUCAAUUACACAUUUACAUUAAUCUUAUUCAGGUAAUAACAAAUAACUGUACUACAUAUUAUUAUGUAUUUUACAAAACGUUUUUUUUUUUUUUUUUUAAAUUCAACCGACCUCCCCUUAUUCAGAUUAUGCUACUAUGGUUACUAUUGCAGUAUUAUUUUUAAUUUUAAUUUUAUUAUUCCUAUUAUAGGUAUUACUCUAUAGUACACACUGUCAGUCCGGCACAUCAUUGUUACAUUGAUUGAUAACAACGUUUGUACAACAACUUGGCCGUUGCUUUUAUCGUAUAAAAAUUAUUUGAGAAUCGUUUGUGUUACCAUAAUCGAUACGCUUAAAUUAAAUUAUUGAAAAAAAAAAAAAAAAAAGGAACUUGUCAAGCGUAAUUCGCGUAUUUUACUGAAUUUUUUAUCAAUAACAAAAAAAAAAAAAUUCGCAAAACGCCCGUUCUACCUUUAUGACUACAUAUUAUUCUAGUCAUCGUGAACAGCCUUGCGAUUAAAAGCUAUAGAACCCUUUAUAGCUGUACAGAAUCGCGUGCCUCAUCUCUACAAACAGAGAAACACUCACCGGUGUUAUGAAAUUCCGAACACUGACGACGACGACGACCGUUUCCGUCGUACGAUUUUGGCAUACGAACGAGACCGUUGCGGUCCCUUAAUAGCGUAUGCGUGUGUGCGUACACAUAAAACACACACAUAUUAUAUUAUAUUUAUAUACACGUAAGAAAUAUAUUUAAACGCGCGCGUGCGCAUACGUAAACGGGAUGCGGUGGUCGUUUGUGUUUUAUGGACGAUAAACGCUUGUCGGACACGUUUAUUUCGGACAAUUGGCCGAUAGAGGCGACCGCCGACUACAAUAUUAUAAUACUGAAGAGCGGCGAUCGCGUUGGCCCAGUUUCGCGUUAAUACGUAUAAUGUGUUUUUUUUUUUUUUUUUCAUUUGCCGGCGGUUCGCACACAUCGCUCGGGUGCGUUUAAGUCUAAAAACCUAUAGACCGUAUUACGCCGAACAUGGGUGGAUUUUCGAUCACGUCUGCGCGGCGACUUGGCGUUUCGACCGACGUUAACCGAAAGUGCCCGUUGGAAAAUUAAUACUAUUCGUGUUUUAUAUGCUUACGUUUGUCCAGUCACAGGCACCGAAUAUGUGCUUAGUUAUGGCGAGUGUGUUCCAUACCGACAGUAAAUAGUUAUAUUGAUUUAUUAUUACUGCUGAUAGUUAAUUUAAAAAAAAAAAACAAAAAAACCAAAUCUAGAAUAUAUUUUCUGAAAUUUCGAUACAAAUUAAUUUUUCAAAAAUGAAUAGGUGGACUAAGAUUUACCGUGUCUAAAGAGCAUUUUAGGAGGACUUGAAAACGUUCUGGCGGGCUUAAGCCCCCUGAAGUUCGCCUAACAUUCGCUUAUGAGGCCGAUCGAUUUCAUAUUCGGUUUGUACUAAAAGACGUACGGUCUAUCUGUAUAGCGUACGUAUAUCGUAAUCGAAGAAUUACUUGAAUUUGUACUCGAAUUAUAAAUAUACAAUUAAUAAUAGCGAGAUUAAAUCAUCGCUUUUUAACAUACGAUAAAAAUUCAAAAAUAUUCUGUGUAGAAGUUUUGAAAUUUCGCGUCUAAAGUAAAACCACAUACAUCAUUGAGUAUCGACUUGGGUAUCGAAAUAGAUACAGUUUAUAAGCUCCAAAAAAAUUUAAAAAAAAACUAUGAAUCACCCAUCGCAAAAACGUACGACGGCUGUUAAUAUUUCGUCGUUUUUGAAUUUUAAUUUAGGUCACUGAUGAUUUGUACUUCAAAAUUACAAGUCUAUUCAUACACCAACGCUGUAUUAUGAUUUCAUAUUAGUUAUUUACAAUGUAACGGAGAAUCUUAUAUCAGAUUUUCGUUUUUGUUGUUUGUGUGAACAAUAUUUCAAAAAUCUGCCAACUAUACGAAAAAUAGAAAUACAGGAUAUUAAUCUUGUAUUGAAAAUAUACGCUUCAACAACUCGAAUACCGUGAAGCGAUUAAACUUCUUUUAAACGUCGGCUACAGCUAGCAGGGAAGGAUUCGAGUCGACGAGUCGUAAGACGGCUGCGUGGCGUCGAUUGUUAAUGAAAUUUUCACCAUUUGCGUGGAUUUUCAAUUCCGGGGUCCCUGGAGGCCAUUAUUACUAUGAUGUAUCGUAUAUUAUGAAUAUUAUAGUAAAAAAACAUGCGUGUAGGUUAUAUCGAAUACACGUGUAACGCCAACGUGUAAUUAAAAAAAACAAAAAAAAAAUUCCGCAACACCAUUGCUCGCGGCCGGUAAUCCGAUAGAUUUUUGGAGGGCCUUAUAUUAUACAUUUACCUAUAUUUUUAUUUUUUAGGCACCCGUCAUUACGAAUUAUAGUGUUGUUAUUAUUAUUAUUGUUGUUCUUGUUGAGCGAAUCGUGUUCUAUCGAUAAUCGUACGUGGCGAAAUAUAUUUUUAUUUUUUUUAUAUUUUUUAUCUUAUAUAAUUACCGGGACGAAUGCUGACCCGUUGACGUAUUUACAGAUCCUAUUCGAUUUCGGUCUAGGCUGAAACGUAAAACAGUUGAUAUUAAUAGUUUUUGGAGGUUUCGGAAAGUUUUAGGAGUUUUACAAAACAUGAUUUAAUAUUCUUUAGUUUAUACAUCUUCUUUGUAUUAACUCUAAACGCACUUUUCUGUUGAAUAUGAAAUGUUGUACAUUUUGAUCUGUACUUUGGGCCACGGCCCGUAUUGCUGUAAAAAUAACCUACUUGUUGCUUCAAACCUGCUAUCGUUUUUAAAAAAGUUAAAGUGAUCAAAGCGUAAACCGUAUACCUACUAUACCUGAUCAAUAAAAAGCCACCACUGCAAGACUACCUGUUGGUCCAAAUCAGUUAGUACUUCAUUGGAGUUAGUGUCCUAAGUCUAAACCUAAAACUGAAAUUCUAGUCUAAGAAUGACUACGGCGGAUUGUUUAUUGACAUGCUACUUGAGACGAACUCGAAUAGGGUCUGUAAAUACGCGAGCCGUUGCUUGCACUCUCGUAUAAAAAUGAUCACGUUCCAAUAUUAUAAAAUAUGCAGUUUUAAUAUCAUCCCAACUUAAGUAAAUAUAGGGAAAAAUCGAAAUUUGAUUUCACCGUGGAGGUUGUGAUCGGAUUUUGCCGUUUUUUUUUUUUUUUUAUCUUCUUAUAGUAUGUAUACUUACUAGUCCUCUUCUAUUCCUCGUCCAACGAAGCGCACACACCGAACCAGCGAAUAAACCGCAAUUUUUUCAUACUCCAGAAGGUUUUUUUUUUUUUUAUCUACAUUAUACACGAUUACACGAUGUUAUAUUUUACGCCACAGGUCAGAGAAAAAAAAAAUACACAUUUCCUCCGUCGUCCAUUAUUUAAAUAUUUACGUAAUAUAUGCACAACACGAACACGUUUAUCUCGUUUAACACGCGCUCGUGGGUUAUUUUCACGACGGAGGAUUUUUAAAUCAUCGAUUAUUAUUAUUCAUCACCCGUUUGAUCGGUUACACGAUUUAUUAAAAUAUUUCGGAAACGAUUAAAAUAUAGUAUAUAGCGAAAUUUAUGCGAAAUUUAACAUCACGCACAGUGACGCUGUACGGUUUUCCCGCAGUAGAGAUACCUUAAAAAAUGGGAAUUUUUUGACCGGUGAUAGUUUAUGUUUUAAUCGAAAAUUUUUUUAAAAAACGAACCUACGUGCUAACUGAUAACAGUACACACAUUUUGGACACGAUUCGUACAAGAUCGGCAAUUAGAGGUUUCCGAAGCUAAAUUUUUAAAUUUCGAAUCUUUUUGUUUUUGGUCGGUUUGCUGGAUUCUCUCAUGCCACACGGACGAAAGCCGUACUUAAUUACACAGUUUUAUCAACAGCUUCACUCGCAGAGAACUGUUUUCUUUUUUUAUGAUUCGCCGUUGCCAGUGUAUUCUGCAGUACCUAUAUUUAAACAAAUUGCCUUAAAAUUCAAAAUCAUUAGUUAUAAAAAUAUACCGAAUAGAAUAUGUGUGAAAGUAAACAAUUUAAAUUUUUAAUCGUUAUUCAAAUGUUUGUCUUAUUAUUUAUAUACGUGCAAUUCAUUACAGCCGUUUUACGAUAAUCGGUCAUAUAUUUACAUUCUGCACGCGACGAACGUUAACAUCGCGCGCCGUAAACCUAUUAAACUGCGGCAAUCGACGGCCUCGUCAAUAAAACGUGUACGAAAAACAUUGUUAUAACAUGUAUAUAUAUAUAUUAAUUUCGAGCAAGUUCGAUUUAGCGACGGCGUGGGCGCAGUUUUCACCGUGGUAAAAUGAAAAUAUUUUCAAGCGAUAAACAGACCUUUAUCAUAAUAUGCAGUGGUGUUCUAUCAAAAUGUCCGAGGUAAAAGUGUCCGGAAAACAAACAAAAUUAAAACGUACUAUUUUAUAUGAAUAAUUUUAAAAUAUUAUAUAUUUAAAUAUAUUUGACAUGGUAAUAAUAAUCGUAAAAAAAAUCGAUUAUUAUCGAAAUAAAUUAUAUUGUAUUAUACGAUAAAAAUAUUGAACGGAAAUGUCCUCGCGACCCGCGGUUCCCCCGUUGUAGUGUUUUCGUUAUCUAUCUAUAAAUAGAUACUCUACAAGCCGGACGUAAAAUUAUUGAUUGCGAUUUUCUUCUCGAUAUUAUAUUCUUCCCGUUAAUGUGUGUAAUCAUAUUGUGCAAAAUAUGUUACAGUAUAUGCGUAUAUAUAUAUACAUAUAUUUUUUUUUCAAUUGCCUUGAGGCAUUUUUAUUGAAAACGAUAAAUAAAUCUUUACAAAUAUAAAUCAGUAGGAGUUAAUACAUAUAUAUAUGUAUUAACAAAACUUAUGUAGGCUUCCAGUGAAGCAGCUCCCGUACUUAAUCUAACAAUUAGACUAAGUCAAAUGGCUUCAGUCGUUUGAGUCGUCCGAUGUCUUGCGAGUUGUCGCAGAGUUGUAUGGCAGCUGUAUUUGUGUAAAGCUGCAGUCUUCUUGCGUGUUUGCGGGCAACACGGGUAAUUUCAUCCUGCGCGGAUGUCAUUUUCAAAUCUCGGCGAAUGAUGUCAUUCUUAUCAUACCGAUAUGCUGCGACAAUGAUACGAAGAGCGAUGCUCUGGCAUCGUUGUAUUAUUUCGAUAUUAGACUUACUGGCACAGUCGAAUGCCAUACAUCCAAAUCGGUUUAACAAUCGGUAUAUACAUAAGAGACAUUGAUGCUGAUCCAGCUCGGAGUAUUGUCCAACUAGCCAGUACACUUUGUGCGUUUUUUGUUUGAUUUGCAAUUUUUUCUGGCGUACAUGGUGUUUCCAGUUAAGUCGUAAAGUGCAUUUCCAGAUAGUUUGCUGAAUCAAUUUGCGAGAUUAUCUGUUGACUUGGCGUGACUGGGAAUUACAAUAGGGAUAUGAAAUUAUAUUAUAUAUGUAGGUGUAAAUUUGUAUUUUGUUUUUUUAUUUUUCCUCUGACCAUUUUACCUACAUGCCCAUCAUAUUAUACAGCCGAGUAUAAAUUACCUAACCUAUAACAUUAUGGGUUGUGUAAUAUUAGCGGAGUAGAGAAUUUGUUUGUUUAGAACGUUGUUGUUCGAUAAAAUAAUAUACUCACUGCGGCGUGCAACCGUUUGAUCGUUUGUACAGCAUUCAACCGGUGGUCGACGGUCGUUAAAAAAAAAAAAAAAAAAAAAAUACAAAAAUGAAAUGAAAUUUUUUCAUAUAACCCCUAUACGAGUAUUGAAAUUUUUGUAAUUUGACGGAAAAUAUAUUACCAUUGUAUAAUCGAAUUAUCAAAAUGUAUAUUCUCGGCGAAAAAAAUAUUACAUUUCCGACAGCAUAAUAUGUGCAGCAAUCUGACACGCGUUAGUCAAAGGUCAUAUUGGGUCUUAGUCUUUUUUUUUUUGUAAGGACUUUAACCUUCCGACCAAAUCUCGACUUGUAUAUAUAUAUAUAUUUUGGCAACCAUUUCGCGAUUACAGUGUGGUUAAAUAAUAUAUGCAUAUCGUACCGAGCCAAAUGAAUCCCGUUGUGGAACUUGACCUGUUUUUAUCGCGCUCCUAUCAGCGUAGAUUUUUUUCCUAUUUUCGCGAUACACGCGUUCUUAAUUGUCGACAAUAAUAUUACGAUACACUUAUCUGAUACCAGGGUGGUUCUUAACAAGUCAUGAAGGGAGGGGGCAGGAAAUAUUUUGCGCAUUAUACAUAUGCAUCAUCUUCUUUUUUUUUUUUUUUGUCUCCGUCGGCCGAUGGAAAUUGAUUUGAAACAUUUUCGAUAUUUUCAGAAAUUCACCCUUUUUUUCGGUCCUUUUUUUUUUUUCUUACCUCGAAAAAAUGUAUGUAUUGGGCUGUUAUAAUAAUGUGAUGAAACAUAAAAAAUGUAUAAAUUUAAAUGUUAUAAAGAAACAUUUUUUGAGUAAAAGCGUUUCGCUAAGAGUAUCCCCUAUCAGUAUUUGACCGUAAACCGGCCUUGGGCUUUUUGAACACUACACAUCAUAUGUGUAAUAUGAAUAAUAGAAAUUAUAUAAAAAUAUCAUAUAUCGAUACUUAUAAUAAUAUUCUCGGUUUUUUUCCGGUGUCGAUGCGUCCAAAUAAGGCCCGAAACUUCGAAUGUUAUACUAUUAUUAUUGUGGUAUUAUAUAUACGACGUCCUUGAUAUUUGUUUACAAACGAUUUUAUUCGUAAAUCCGUCGCAUUAAAAAAAAAAACUCAUUAUGCUUAACUUUUUUUUAUCACUCACUUGACGGAAUGAUAAAUCCCGUGGCAUUUUUCGCCUCAUCAAAACAAUUUUAUCAACAUAAAACCAAAUAAAGAAAUUUCGAACAUAGCACUCAAUUUUGUUUUUUAUUUUACCGACAGGCCAGAAUAGUUCAAAUAGCUAAAAAAAAAAUUCCAAAAUAUUUAAGAAUACCAUAAACGUCUACUAAAUGCUAAUAAUAUAAAUACCUACCCCGUGAAAAUUGCAGGUCUCUGAAAUGAUUUCGCGUUUUAAUAAUAUUGUUUUCACUAUAAUGCUAUAAAGUCCGACCUCCCGAUGUAUUUUAAUAAUCAUGUGUACGUGCAAUUUGUUUAAAUAUUUUCAUUUUUUCUGUUUUAGAAAUACCUUGUACCUUUGAAAAGCGCCGAAAGCUCUGUUCACAUAGACUCGUCGGUGGUCGAUGACAUAUUUUACCAGGUAUUUUACCACGCCUAUUAUGAAAAUUUCGUUUUUACAGUUUUAAAAUAUAUAUUAAUCCCGCCUUUAGAUACCCGAAAUCCUAAUGGAGCACGAACAAUUCCUAAAAGAUCUGCACAAGCGUCUUGAAAUUUGGGACGCACACCAGAGAAUCGGAGACAUCUUAUUAGAAAUGGUAACGAUAGUAAAAAUCACUGGAAAUAUGUUGCGAUUCGCAGUGUCUUAUUAUAGUAUUAUGUGUUUGUUUUACAGUUUUCCAAAAAGCCUGUGAUAGAUUCGUAUACGUCGUUUAUAAACCACUGGAAAAUGGCCAAAGAAGCGAUCAAAUCGACGUGCAAUUCGAAACCAGCGUUCGCGAGAUAUUUAGAGGUACAUAUUGUGUGCAAGCGUGAAAAAAUUGUAUCAUUUCAAUCCAAAUAAUGCAAUAUUGUUAUGAUCGGAGAAUGUAUAAAAUAUUGCAAAAAAAAAAAAUAAAUAAAUAAAAUUAAAAAAAUAAUAAUAAUACUAACUAUUUUUUUUUUUUUGGUUUUGUGUUUACAGUCGACCGCUCGAGAACACAAAGGGAAAUUAGCACUGGAUUCACUUCUCAUCAUGCCGGUUCAACGAAUACCUAGAUACGAACUCCUCAUACAGGUAACUGUGAUCCUUGGUAACAUUGCAUUGCAAUCUCGUGUCGUAAAUUGUAUUUGUCUUCCUCUUAAUUCUUAAGCUACUUGUAUUGUAUCCUAGCUUACAAAUCCAUCACCAUCUCAUCAUGUACUACAAACCGUCCCUUUAUGUCUCCAAUAACCUAUAAUACUGGCAUAGUCUGCCUAAGUAAUAGAAAUUUAUACAUUAUCAUUGUUAUUUUUAUAGACGUUAUUGAAACACACUGAGUCGACGCACCCGGAUCACGAGUCAUUGAUCGAAUCGCAAAAACAGGUGCACGAGAUGGCGGUGAAAAUCAAUUGCUCCGAAAAAGACAACUUGGAGCUGGAGCAGAUUGAGUCGCUGAUCGAUGGGCUGAUACAUUUGGCGGCCACUGACCGAACAUUCCUUAGGCACGACCUGGUGACCAUCGUUUCCGGGCAGUCGAUGAACCGGAAGGAACGAGCGCUGUUCCUGUUCUCCGACCUGCUGAUCGUCACUAGCAUCAAGCGAAAGAGCGGAACCAUACGCAAACCAUCGACGUGAGUUUUUUUUUCAAAUUCAUAUAUUACAAUAAAUUGUAAAACUAUUUAAGUGAAUAAUUUAGGGAUGGGCGAUAGCGAACAUUUUUCCUAAAGUAAAUAUUAUAAUUUUUCCUUCAUAGUGAUCACAGCAUUUCUAUAAAGCUCUUGUAAGUUAACAUCGCGUUUAAAAGCUGCUUUCGUUUAUUCAUAUAUAGAAUAAAGAUAGCAGAUAUUUUUAUUUUCAGAUCCCCGUAAAUAAAUUAUCGGAUUCAAUACCAAAAAUUAUUUUGUUUUCAGACUAUUCGACACAAGUGUCUUGAAUACCGGUAAUUCAACAUUUAUCUGCCAGUCUCGAUGUAUCGAUUUUAAACUUAAUGUACAAUUAGUUUUUAAGAGUACUGGAUUUCAUAAAAAGGAUCUGUUUGAUUUCAAAGAUCCAAAUUGUCUUAUCGCGCUUUGUAGUUAAUUGGCUAGAUGAAUUCUAGAAUUCGGGUAAAUGACAAAGAACCCUUUAUUUUCAGUGCAGCCAAGUUGAAAAACGCCCAAGACGCUUUUUAUUCACGUGUUUGGGUUUCAAACAAAGAUUAAAAACACGUCUAAUUAUGUCAAUACUGAUAAUAUCGACCAAGUCACUUUACCUAAGUGACGUAAUUAUUUCGAUUCAGUAUUUGUAUAUAAAUCAUUAAAUGGUACCAUAAACUGUCCUGAAUGUUUUCUCUAAUUGGAUAUCAUAAGCCUAUAUAGUGAACUCUAGAAAUAGUUUGUUUCCAUGUUCCCUCCACUUCUAAAAAUUGUGUUAACAAUAAGCUACAUAUCGUUCGCCCGAGUAUUAUAAUGAAUAAAAGAGUUUAAGAAUUUUUAUUUGGAUCACGAUCCAAUUUCUAAAUUGAAUGUGUAUAAUAUGAUAAAUUAACAUAAUUGGUCGUGACGUUCGCCUGUUAAUACGCGAAUAUGUAUUGUAUUUUUAUAUAUUUUGUUUUCGUUGUAUCCCUUGCCGGUGUUAACGUAUUAAAAUUAAAUUAGAAUAAAUAAUGUAUCGAUAUAUCAAAUAAGAGCAACGUUCAUUUCUAGUAAACAAUAUAAUAUGGUCUUAAUCCGUUUGCAUAAAAACAAAAUCCCUGUUACUUCCGGUACCUUUCGUACAUAUGAAUUAUACAAAUCUGCAAUGUUCCAUAGUUAUUUCAUACCGUAACGUAUUUAAAGUGAAAAUUUACCAUUUUAGAUUAUGAGUAUAACGAAAAAUCGAUUAGUUUUACAAAGAUCUGGUUUUAUUCUCGGUUAACACACGGUUAGUAAAAAUAUUCUGAUUUUUUUUAUAUGUACUACGCUAAAAGAUUCGGAUUUUUCACCCGAUGGUAUUUUAUACAUGAAAAUUUUUUAAAAUUUUCAAUACUUUUCCCGAAAAAUUGUCUUCUUAUUUUUUUGUUUGACUACAUGCUCCAAUUUUUUCUCUCCGUUUCCCUAAAUAGUAAGCAAGUAGUUACCUUGAUAACAAGGACAAAUCACAAUAAAUAGAUAUUACUAUUCCACUCAGAAUGGCUUUAUAUUUUUUGCAAUGAUUUAUCAUCGCAUUCAGGAUAUAAACUAAAUUACUUUGCUUUUAUAAUUGCUAAUUAGUUUAACAUUCAUUUCAUAUAAUAUAAAACGGUUUGCAAGUAAAAUAAUUAUAAAUUUCGAUACCUAAUUAGAAUCUCGAAAGAAUACAUUUUUUGAUACAAAUUUAAAAAUAAAAUCAAACACUAAAUAACGAUCACGAAUCAAUGCGAAUUCGAUGAAAACAAAACCAAAUGCAAUGUUUAUUUCCCGGACAAUAACAUCAUAUUAUAAUUUAAUCUAUUUAAAAUAAUAUUAUGCAUUGAAUAUGUAAAUUUACACAUAUAAUCUGUUAUUGUUUGAAUUGUUUGAAAAUAAAUAUCGAAUAACUAGGGCAAAUCGGACGAUACGAAAUGACCAUAAUUGCGUAAAUCUAUACACACGAAUGUACUAAAUCUCAUCGGUUUUGACUCCUCAUAAUGGGACUCGUACCGAUAAAUAAAAUGUUUAAAUAUUAACAGUGAACUUUUGUGUUCCACGAAUACGUUCGGGACCGAGCGAAAUUUUCGCAUUUAGCGGAAAAACUCGUUGCGUUCCUAUAGUAAAAUCCUGGUCACGGCUCAGUAAAAUAAUAAUAAAAAAAACGUUAUUUCGUAAAAUUUUAAUAUUACUACAAUACGACAAAUGAGCCAAGAAAAACAUAGUGUUAGUGUUUAUAAUAGAUGUUGUGAAACGAAUUCUAUAAAAUAUUAUUAUUGGACAUUUUACAGUACUUCGCCAAACAGCGUCGUGAGCAAUUUAGAAGCGAACAAAUACAAGUUACUCAUGAAGAUACCGUUGGACGAUGUUGAAAUAGUCAAAGGUACCUAUCUACGAACAUAAUAUUAUUUUGUAGACGUGCCAUUUAUGGGCAUAGUACACGUUUUGAACAGUAAUAUUCGUUUUGAGUCUAGUCCAGCCGUUACAAAUGAAUACAUUGAACGCGUAUAAAAACCGAUUAUAGUUAUAACUAUUACGACUCGAUACGAUUCUGAUUGUAUAUAUUUUGUAUAAUAUUAUUGAACGAAUACGUAGAGUGAAAAUUUAAAUUAACGUAUUUUUAAAUUCUGAAAGUUAAGCGCGUGAAAAUUGUAUUGAUAAUGUAACAAUAUUUCCCGUCUAGAAAAACACUUUUAAUACGGAUUAUAAUUUAUCAUAAUAUGUUUGAUUUUAAAUGGAAAUAAAUUUAAAAAUAAAUAAUCAUGCUAAUAAAAUCGUGCUUAAGCAUCUCCGGUUUAUUACGGUAGACAUUUUCUAGAAAAUAAAGACUAUUGCGUCUGUUAUAUGAUACGUAUUUAUAUAUUUUUCCCUUCUUGUAACGUCUCCCUUUGGACUAAGUGAGCUUGAAACACGAGAAUAAUUAAAGUAAUGUUAUUAACGAAUUGAAGUGAUAAUAUUCUAGUUAAAUUUCAGUAUUUUGUUGCGGGUGGAGGGUAUAUUUUUUUACAUCCCUACACAGACAACUUAAAUGAAACCAAUAGAUGCAAUUUUGUGUAGGUAUGUUGUAAGUAUUAAAGAUUUACCUAUACGUAGUUUCGAUUUUCAAUGCCCUCCAUAGCCAUUUUCAUACUCGAAUUUCAUGUUUUCCCAAUAAAUACUUGGCUUUUAACACCUCUACAGACUAAAAUGUAAUAAAACUCUAGCAAUCAUUACUAUUAAAGAUCAUUUUGUUUACGACGAUAAAUCGGUUGGGGACAACUUCAACUCUAAUGAUGGAGUUCUGUUGCAAAAUAGUGACUUUUUUUAAUUUUUAUAAAACUAACUAAAACGCACGCAUUUUUUUUAAAAGUAAAAGAUGAAAAUGUACGUCGUAUGCUACGCGAGAUGGAGUAUUUGUCGGAAGAUGUAUCCACGCUGACGCAGAUGACGGAUAUGGUAACCAUGUUGCAUUGUCCGCACAGUCACUUGGAGGACUCGAUCAAAGACAUGCUCAGUGCGCUCAACAAACAGCUGUCGGAACGACAAGCCAGUGAUACUCAGCUGUGUUAUCUUGAACUUAAUCUGCACACCAGGUAAUUCACGCCAUGCGUCUUCUUUCGAAUUGUAAGUGAUAUAUCUACAGUUAUAUACUAAAUAUUGUGACCGUCGAUUUCAGGAACGGUACCGAGACUGUAUCAAUAAUGUUUUCAAAACCGGAAAAACGUGCAAACUGGGAGGAAUCGUUCAACGAAGCUAAACAGAAACUAGGUAAGUUGAUACGCGCAUACGUAACACGAUUGGAAAAUGUUCAUAAUUUUUUGUUUUUGUUUUUUUAGUGCUAUCGACGGAUCGGAGACCAAACGCCGACUUUGUCGGUCCGGUGCCGAUACGCAAGACCAGGGCCGGACUUCAGUUCACUUGUGCGGCACCGGCCCUGAACCAGCGAGACGUUUGGGUGUGUAACAGCGACGGGUACGUGGGUCAGGUGUGCGUCUUGAGUCUGUACCCCGAGCCGACGGUGACUUCGUGUAACGGCGUUUGCAACGCUCGCAUAUUGUGCGUCACUUCGAUACCAGCGCCACAGCGCGCCGAGUAAGUCUUUCGAAAAAAUAGUUUCACAUUUAGUUUUAUUUAUUUAUUUUUUUUUUUUAUCAACAAUUAUUACGUUCAGUCAAGAUAAUAGCGCCAACAGAGAUGACCAGAGCAGCAACCCCGAGAUCAGUAUAUCGAUCGAAGACGCCGAUCAGACGGGGCCCGACAUCAAACUAGACAGGUUAAUUUGUCGACAACUUAUAAAUAUAUAAGUACAAAAAAUACGGCUGUGCAUUUAAUGCCCUAGAAAAAAAUAACAAAUCCUCAAAAAGCACCGAAUUUUAUCGGUAAAAUUAAAUAUUUCUACCGAGUACCAACAUAAAUUUAAAAAAAUAAAUAUGCAUAAAAUGUAUUAAAUAAGGAAAACGUGUCCUAAAAAAAGAUUGAGGAAUAAAAUAGUUUCAAAACUGAGUUCAUAUUAUUGUUACACAAUUCGACCGCUGUACAAAAAAAACCUUUUUAACUUAGGUACAAUAAAUUAAAAAAAUUAAAUACUUAUAUUUGCUACAAAUUGACAGCCCUUAAGUAUCAAGUGUAUAUUAAUUAAACUGUAAUGGUUGUAUAAUUUUUGUAUUUUAAUUGAGCAGCUCGUCGAGCGAAGAGGACGAUGACAAUAAUAAAGAGGCGGGUCAUGAUCGCGUUCCUGACGGGAUGUAUCCUACGGACCCGGUGGACUUUGAGGGUGAGCCCACCAUGUGGUUGGGUACUGAGGACGGCUGUAUACAUGUGUACAACUCGAUGGAUAACAUUCGCAUUAAACGGAACAAAGUGAAAAUUCAACACGGGUCUGCAGUGCAUUGCAUAAUGUAAGUGCAAUAGCUAUUAAGAUUAAUAUCGAUUGUCAAAUAGAAUUAUGAUAGAAUAAUUAGAAUUUAUGAUUUUUAGUGCAAAAAUGCAUACAUAUUGCACUUAUUUUAAGUGCAUAAACAUCCGAUCCCUUAUUAUAAGUAAUUUAUGUAUUUUAAUGGUAAUAUAGUAAUAGUAAAGUAAUUAUUAGCAGUAAAUUUUAAUUUUGACUUGAUUUCGUUCUUGUUACAGUUAUCUGAACAAUCGCGUUUACGUUUCGUUAGCAAACGGCGACAUUUGCAUUUACUACCCGGACACAAGUGAGUUAGACACACGAGUUAUAUUUUAACUGUUUGAUUCGUUUAAAAAAUAAUAAUAAUAACCCGUACCCUUUACACAGAUGGUAGUUGGAAUACGUCGGAUCCGGUGACUAUUAACGUCGGGUCUGCUGCCGUGCCGGUUUCUAAAAUGUUGCCGGUCGGCGACAAGCUCUGGUGUUCGUGUCAUAACACUGUCAAGAUAUUUGACACGAACUUAUUGCAGUUCGAAGUGAGUAUGCAAAUUAAAUACAACAAAAAAGUAAUCUUAUCCUUGAGUUUUUAUGGUCAAAAAAUGUAUAUGCCUACGGACAAAAAAGUUUGAAAAUAUUACAAAGUGUGCAAAUAAACCGGAUAUCCCGCUCGAAAAAAAAAUUUCCAAUGUUAAAGCUCUUUUUCAAAUCGUAAUAGAAAUGAUACUACAAAGAAAAUGACUUAAGAGGACGUGACCCGCACAUGUAUUCAGUAUUACUAUAAAGUAACGUCCAACUAACGGAUGACAUAGCAAAUUUAAAAUUCUAUUUUAGAAUAAAGUAGUAGUUAUAAAAUUGUGACAUUUGGGUUGAAAUUAAAGAUUAAACACGAGUAACACAAUUUAAACAAUGAAAUAUUAUGUUCGAGAGAACUACGUUUUUUUUCUAAUAUAUCUUGUCAAACAAAAUAUUUAACACUUACGUGGCACAGCAACAAUGAGCUCUCGUGAAUAUUAUUCUUUUUAAUUUUUUUUAUCUGCGUUUGAAUUCUAAUUCCAUCCUAAAAGCCACAAUACUUUAAUUCUGAGUUUUUUUAAUUUUGCCGAUUUCACGUCCUCUUAAUAACUUUUACUGAACACGCACCUUUUUUUGUAAAAAUAGACGUUUUUUACUUAAAGUUUGUAAAUAACACACAGAAAAUAUAUGAAAACUCUCGCAGUACAAUCAAAACACUUCGUUUAAUUUCUGUAAUAUUUAGUUGUCAUAUUGUUUAUAACGAUAUAAUAUUGUGAUUAUCGGUUUUACAGCAUUCGUUCGUGAUCGGCGGUGACUCGAACCGCUCGAUUACCAACAUGGUCGUGUCCGGAAUGGGAGUGUGGCUGUCUCUGCAAAACUCGGCCGUACUCCGUCUCGUCCACUCGGUCUCGUUCGAAGUGCUGGCAGAAGUCAACACCGCACCGGCCGUCACUAAAAUGCUGUCGAGUGAGUAGUGUGUCUUACUUGGGCAGACUUCUUCUGAUGUCUGACGGUUUUUUUCAUCUCUCUUUUUCUCUCUCGCUCUCUAAUAAUCCGUUUCCGUUUUUUUUUUUUUUUUUGUCCCCCAUGCAGGCUGCGACGACAUUAUAAGGCAACACAAGGCCGCGUGCCUUCGCGUCACGUCGUUGCUGGCGGUCAAAGACCUAUUGUGGAUCGGUACCAGUGCGGGUGUCGUCUUGACCAUGACCAUUCCGGCCGUAGUCGCGAACACCGGCAAACUCGGAACACUUCCCGUUCCUAUCGGUUGGUCUCUAUCCGAUAUUAUACGUAGCAAUGUAAUAUUAUCUCUCUCAGUGCCGCUGUUUCAGUAAACAUUGACCUCCGUGAUAUUUGAUUAAAGGGACAAUAUAAAUGGGGUCAAUAAUUACUUAAUUAUUAAUAAAAUGUUACCCCAUGAUAGUUUACGAAGGGGGUCAAAUUUCUCUAGUGGCAUUGUGCCGGGGAGAGGAGUUAAAUAUCACAGAGGAUCGAUUUUCGAAGUUGCACCACUAGGGACAAAGAAUUUUUAAGAGAGAACUGUAGUGUAAUAGUAGGAAAAGUUAUUUGGAAUUUCAGUUUAUUUGUAUAAUUUUAGAUUCUAAGGCGGACAAAAAAAGUCUAGUUUAAUUUAAAACGCGAAUAAAUUUUUACUAUUUAAUUUAUUAAGUAUUGUAUACUAUUUAAAAAUAAAAAUUAGCAUUAGGUAAUUCGAUUGGUAUACUACUAAAAUUAAGAAUUUUAACAAAUUAAACGCAGAAACUACCCAGUCGUUAGCUGUGUCAAUAAUUUAAGUUCAAAAAAUAAAAGUUGUACUUUGGUUAAAUGUCUAUAAUACACUAGCAGUAUGAAUAAAACGGCUGUUUCAUGACCAAAUUAGGUUGGUGUGUAUGUCACUUAAUCAUUGGUUAUAUGUUGACUAAAAUUAUGAAGUACAGUGACAUCUUUUAAGUAGCCUUACAUAGUUAGGGCUUCUGAAUCUUCUGAUUUUCAGUUUUUUAUGAGGAUUUUCACUAGUUUACUGAAACAUUUUUUGAAAAAAAUAAACUUCACGUGGCGACUGUGGCUAAUCAACUGCACGCGUACAGAGAUAAUACGACGAUGAAAACGAACACAGUAUUUGAAUUUAUAACGAUUUUUUUGUUUUGGUUUAGGUGUACCACACGGUCACACGGGUCACGUACGAUUUUUAACGCUGGUCGGCCAUUUGCCGCAGAACUUCUCCAAGCAGCGACGACAAUCGUUGAACCAGCGGAAGAUGAGCACGUCCGGCAAACUGUUGUUGAUAUCUGGCGGCGACGGGUACGAGGACUUCCGUUCGACGGCUGCGUCUGAAGUAGCCGGCCGCGAGGACUCUACCAACCACCUAUUGCUGUGGCAUGUAUAAAUAAUCAGUGCGUUUUAGAUACCGCAGAAAUGCAGCUAGUUUCGAUCUUUUUUUUUUUUUGGUGGGCGCUAAAACAAACACGUUCGCUCCUAUUCGAGCACACCAGCCGAGAGCAGAGUAUUGGAUUACCUAGUGUUAUUAUACAAAACCAUAAAAUUCAUAUUUUAUAACUUCUUUGUAGUAGCUUAUUUGUCGAUUAUGGGAUAAGAUGUUGUAAAAUUUGAAAUUUGUGUCGUAUUGUAUAGUUGAAAAAUAGUUUCUGGGUGAGAUAUAUUUCCCUAAUCCCUUACGCUCUAAACAUAUAUUAGACCUGAAGUCAGUAUACGGUGUUUAAGUCGUUCGCUAAAAUAACUUGACACUAUAAUAUUUUUAAAUUAAACAAUUUCGUGGAUUUUCUAAUUUUCAUCUCCACACGUCUAUGUGUCCUGAAAUACGAAAAACAUAUUAUUUCGUUUCGAUAUACCGUUAAAUUUCGUGAAAACUGCAAUCUAACCUAACCCCGUCAUUACGGUUCCAAAAUCGUUGAACUCAUUACAAGUUUUCAUAAAAAAAAAAAAAAAUUUUUUAUUUUCAUUUUCUUACCUAGUUUACAACAGAAACGAAUAAAAAGACCCACGGUUCAAUCACAAUGAUCCCUGACACGUUUAUAAUAUAGUGUCGGGUUUAUCAAAACAAAACGAAAAUGUCUUAAAUUUACGUUAUAAAUGCAAUUUUUCAUUUAUCUGUGUUAUAGUUAUUGCGAUUACCUAUAUAAUAUUACUAUUGUUAUUACUAAUUGUUAGGUAUUAUAAAGUACCAAUUUUAGUUUGUGUUGAAAAAUUAAAAUAAACUGUAUGUGAUUACUAUAUUAUUAUUUUAUUAUUUACUAAAUUCAUAUAAAAACUAUAAAAAUAUAUAUUAUUAUAUAAGUACUUCUUAUAUUUUUUAAAUUUUAAUAUGUAUACAUAUUAUAUAGAACUUGAGAUGUAUUAUUUUAAGUUUAUCUACUAUUUUUGUUUUUGUUUUUUUUUUUUGGAGUGAGAAUCACAUUUAUUAUUAUGUAAUAUAUAGGAAUAUUAGGUGCAGAAUUCCUAAUUUUUUUUGCAAAUUUAAAUUUGUUUAUAAAAACCCGUGCGUAUUAUUAUUCAUGAUAUUUUUAAAGUAUAUAUAAUACCAUAUAAUAUAUUAUAUAAAGUAAAUACUUGAUUAAUUUGUAUUAUUGUUUAAACGUAAUCAUCGUUUUAUUCGUUUUAUAUGUCGGGU
Cinara cedri is the source of this 79713-nucleotide messenger RNA. The record is from the annotation of a GenBank genome assembly. Lineage: Eukaryota; Metazoa; Arthropoda; Insecta; Hemiptera; Aphididae.